AAAAAAAAAAAAAUGACACGAUACACUUUGGGAGAGCUGACAAACAAUUCAGAAGCGGAUUGUGUUGGGAGUUGCAGAUCACGUACGAAACUCUUGUGCAGAAGGUGCAUUCUUAGUUUACCAGCAGAGUAUGACAUUUCGGAAAAAAUGUCUAUUUAACCAAAAGCGCAGUUGCUGGGAGGAGCGUCUCCUAAUGAGAUGAUGUAGUAAGAGGAUGAGUAGUUACAAGUGUGGGUUGCUUAAUAGGCAGCAGGUAGCACCAAGGAGCAGUUCCUAGUACUCGAGGUAGGUCACCUCAUUGUCUCAUGAUGGGGGUAGAAAUGCAGCACACGUACGUGUAAUGUUAGCGCACUGGUUUUUAACUGGGUGUGAUUUUACCCACCAGGGGGAUGAAGGGCAAUGUCCUUUUUUUUAUUGUCCCAUGGGGACAAUAAAACUGUCCCAUGGGGACAGUUGUUUUUAUUGUCCCAUGGGGGCAUGGUGCUCCUGACCUCGAGUAGGUAGAGGCCAGGGAUGCUACUUAACUGGUCCUGUACUCCAAGGAAAGAUCGCCCACAGCACAGAAUCGUUUGUCCCAAAGUGUCAUGGAGUCAAGUACCUGUUAGUAGGACUGAUGAAGAUACGGCACUUUUAAUAUACCUAGUAACCAGUAUAAUGUACACUGUUCUUUAGUGGAUGUUUUCUGGAUCGUCCAUAAAAACUGGCAAGCAAUUUGUGUGUAAAGAUUUCAAAAAAGACUGGUUUAGCAACUUCUCGUUUCAGGCCCAUUGAGGGCAGAGCCGUAGUACAGGGUAGGAGCGGGCUCGUAAAAAUCUGCUUUGAAUUUUCGACUUGGAGCUGGAAACUGUGACAGAUAUUUCCAAAAAAUUCGACAGAGGGUGUUCAUGCUCACAUCCAAGACAGGGCACUGCCAGGUUCUCUGUGGUUCAGCUACUCGUACAGCUGGGAGUGGGACGUGCUCGAAACGGGAAGUAAAAGGAACUUCUCACCCUGGACAUUUUGGGACGGAAUUUGUAAAUGGUAGCUGCUGGGUGGAAUUUGGCCCCAGCGACAUUGAUCACGGGGUCAACCCAAAUCCUAGCUUGUGUUGACUUCUCUCAGGUCAGAACCAAGUGACCACACUUCCCCAAUGAUCCUGCAAAGAUCUGACCGACGUUGGGGAACAAGCCCUGCCUCUACAUCUACUUGGGAAAGCGUCACUGCCUAGAGCACAUAGAGUAGCACUUUACGGGGAACAGUUGGAUGACAAUGUGCACUGUUGACUAACACUUUCAAAAACAGUUAGUGAUUUGGUAAACCAUCAUCACUGAUCCAUAGGCCUUUCCGCGUGUGUGAAUGCUGGGGAUAUUUUUAAUGAGGUGCAGUGCCGUUGAGGUCCCAUGUCAGGUGCUGUAAGAAGUGCUUUGUUGUGCAGAUGUCUUAAGAACAGCUCUGGAGGAUGAAAUAUGACUGUGUUGACCUUUCAGCUGUGAGCUUAUUUGUCAGGAUUCAAAUAAGUUGAAAGGAUCAAACUGAACAGUUUCCGUAGUCAGACUGGGAAUUGUGUUUCAGAGGUCAGCCGCGGAGGCCACAUUGCAGAUUCCAGAACAUAGCCAAUUGUUGGUACAUAUUAAAGUGCUGGGGCAUCUCCUGCAGACAGAGACACAAUUAAAAUUCUAAUUUAUUAAUGUAUACAGGGAGCUGGCCCAGCCUGUCACUCAGUGAUUCAAAUGACUGUCCAUUCUUUUGGCCUCCCUCUUGGAGCUCUAACAGCCUUAAAAAUACUGUUAGUCCUCUUGAAUUUAUCAGACCUCAAGUGCAUUGGAAAAAUGACAAUAUAUUAUUGCGGGGAGGUGGGAAUCUUGUACGUAGUAGAGCUUUGGUUAGGGAUAAUUUUAAAAAGUACACACAUACACAGUCUGCCUGAUGCACUGCUCUUCAGGAUUGAAGAUCAUUUGUAAUUUUUUUUAUACUAGACUUAUAUUCCCUCAUACUUGCUUUUUAAAGACAUAUGGCAUUUUUAGGUAACUUCUUUUCCAAGAUGAACGAAGUUGCUUUAGGGCUAAAUAUAUGAAGUAAAGUUUCAGGGGAUUUCCUUUUGAGGGCUCUUUUUCUUGCCCGUUAUAAGGUUUUCAGCCACCAGAAGAGUAUGAUACAGAGAGCUUCAUUUUUCUUGGCAAAGACAGUGUCAAAACCAACCUAACACAUUCUGCUGAGCACUUCAGUCUGUAUAAAAAGUGUGGGGCGAGGGGGCCAUCUUGAAUGCUGGUUUUGCUAAAUAAGAUGUUUUGAGUCCCUUCCUACCCCUCUGUGGGAGAGUUGACAAGCAUAGAAUUUAGACCAGCUUUAAGAGUUGAUUGGGAAAAAAAACAGUGGGUUGGCUGUGCGCGCGUGUGAAUGUGUGUGUGCGUGCGCGUGCAUCAUAGACUACGUCUUGUCAGCUGCCUGGUAGGGUCAUGCAAAUCCACCAGGCUUUAUUAGGUUGGCUGACCUUCUACAAACAGAAAGGAGAAAUUACUAACCUAGGUCACAUGGUAUAUUACCUCCUUAUAAAAAUACGUAUAUAGACUCGGUGAUUCACGGAAGGAAUAACCUUCAGAGAGAUACCUUGCCAUGCCAUGCCCUCGCUGGGGCACCCCAUCCAGUGUGGCUCUGAAAUGAAAGGGAAAUCCCAUCACAAAUCUUAACAGGGUUCAUUUCUGUUGUUCGUACCCUUCGUAACCACACUGAGAGACCUAUUUUCGCAAAUUUCAGAUCUUCCGCAUAGAGGAAGCCUUGACAGGGGAGAAGAAUUUGAUCUACUGAUUGCUUGAGGGGAAAGAAAAAAAAAAAAGAAACCCAAAUCCCCAAAUAUACUGUGACUUAUAUUUUAGGCAUAUCUCACACUUCUCUGCUUUAUGUUUGGCAGUGCUCUCCAGUUUCCCAGGCUGAUGAUAACAAACAAAAGAGAAUGGAAAGUUAGAGGAGGCUCUAAGUGGUUACUCGAUAGAGAUCACAAAAUGUAGUCAAACAUCAGCAAUUUGGACUAAUUUCAGGAAGACGCUCUCUCCAGCUACACGUACAGAACUAAAUCUGAGCUGGCCACAUUCUUGGGUGACGUGUGGUUUGUAUAAUCAAGGCAUUAAUUGGUAUAGAUUCUGCUUUUGAUGUUCUUAAAAAACACUCUACUUGGUAACCUAAAUAGCCCCUUGGUCAGCCUAGCCUCUUGAGCUGCCUUGCAAUUUUUUUUUUUUUUAAUGAAUGACACAAAUGAAAAUUGAAAAUUGGCCCCGUGGUAAAUUCAGGAUGAGGAUGAUCUGGAUCUAUUAGAUGUGAUUUGGUGAGCAUUUCUGGAUCAGCCUCCACACAUAGGGCAUCGCACGAAACCGUCAAGGGUACAGACCCUGCCCUCAGGAUGCUUAGGAGUUGUCAAAGAAUUAACAAGGUUUUGCUACAGAAAAAAGAAAAUUCUAUGUGGGUAAAAAUAGUAGACUUGCUUUUAUAAAUAUUUACAUGCUUCUGAAGAUUGCUUGAACAAAUGAAGUAAACGCUUAAUGAUGCAGGUGUGCUCAUAACCUCGAAAACGUGCAACUUUACUGGCUGAAGAUUAAUUUGUGAGUAGAUGAGCAAUUUUAUUGAUCGAAUUUUGGAACUUUGACCACCGUUUCUGGGUAGUAAUUCAUUUUGGUUCUUUAAGCAUUUUAGUUGUUGGCACGAGUACAUAAACUGGAAGGAAAUCAAAUGACACAUUUUCUCCUAAGAAAGUAAAAGUACAUGUGUAUUCUGGCAGCAUUAAAGUUAGGAAAGAAAGUAAACCUUGUGUGUUGCUUACAGCGGAAAGCUGACCACAGUUUCAGGCCGUCUAUAAAGAAUUUGAACUUGAAACCAGUCAUCUGAGACGUUCCCCUCGUGCCUGUCCUCCCCCCUUCCAAGGUGACAUCGUGUAGGAGCCCCUCAUCCAGGAGGCCAUUUCACUGGAAGGAAAGGUAGUGAAAUCCACUGGGAAGUACAGCCGUGUCAUCCGGUUGGAGGCUCAGGAGUAUAGUGAGGACUCCUGCUUGAGGUAGAGGAGGUUAAAAUACAAGAUGCAGCAGGUGUUUUUUUUAGCCUUUUUAUUUGCAGUUAUAUAAAACGUGCUUUAGGCAGCAUUUUUGCUUUGCAUUAAUGCCACAUAUAAUCUUAGUACCUCAUAUCAUUUCCACGUUAUUCGCUAAGGAAUAAAUGGGUAAAAGGAAACCUUUAAAGGAAACUACAGUUUUAUGUUGUAGAUAGUGAAAUGGAAUGGUUUUUGAAAUACUGACCCUUAAAAAAUAGCCCUGCGCACUGAAUUAGUAAAGUGGAUAUAAUUCAGGAGGAGGCAAAAAAAAUUGUUUUAAAUGUCUAGAGUUAACAUUGUCUAGAAUUGGCAUCCCCGACAUGAAAUUGAGGGGAAGUGGUGAAAUUUGGAUGCCUUGUCAGUUGUCAUUGUUAAUCACACGACUUUGGAGACUCCCAAAACCCUGAAAAAUAAAUCUUGGUAAGAAUCAAUAAAGUAGAAAUGAUGCUUUAAAAAUGGUUAUUAAGUCUUUCGGAUUAUACACACCAUUAAAAGUACGAUAGAGGCAGUGACCCCUCCCUUGAGAAAAAUGCACAGGCACACAGAAUUUUGUAUCCUCUUGUAAGGGUUUCCUGAACCUCAAGGCCAUCCUGUGGCCCUGGUCAAGUACUCUUAAUUUCAGAUUUUUUUUUUCUAAAAUAGUAUGCUUUGGGGUGCCUAGGUGGCUCAGUCGGUUGAGUGUCCAACUUCAACUCGGGUCAUGAUCUCACGGUUCGUGGGUUUGAGCCCCGCGUUGGGCUCUGUGCUGACAGCUCAGAGCCCGGACCCUGCUACUGAUUCUGUGUGUCUCUCUCUUUCUGCCCCUUCCCCGCUCAUGUUCUGUCUCUCUGUCUCUCAAAAAUAAGUGUGUAAAAACUUUUUUAAUAAAAUAGUAUGUCUGGUCCUUAUCUCUGAGUUUCUGAUUGGAGUUGUAAUAUAAUCAAUUGGCUCAUUUUUGCCAUUUCAGCUGCAGUGUAUAGGAUGAUCCCAUGUCCCAGCCUUUCCAGGAUAUCCCUAGUCUAUGCCUGUUGCCUGGCUCUAUUUAUAAAAAUUGUCACUCUUUGAAAGUAUCCCAGUUUGGGCAUUUAGUUACAUGGUCAUCUUACAUGUAUCUAAGCAUUAAAAUUCAAGUGCUAUGCUCAUAUUUUAAAUGUAAGCAUAUCUUUGUUACCAUAUGCAUAUGUCACUGUAUGCAAAGAUAAUUAACAUUUAGUCAAGUGCUGAAUGUGGGACCAUCCCCAUGGCUACCCUGUGGUAUAGGAAUGUCAUUUACCUGUGCUGUGGAUGCAGAAAAGUAAAACUUACAGAAGUUCCCUGACUUGCUGCAGAGCACACAGACAGGUAUAGCACCAGAAUGGGAAGCCAGGUUUUUGGGGGGGACCACAGACAACCCGUAUGCUGUCAGGAAGUUCAUUAUAGCUGCCCCUCCCGUGUAUAUUUCCUCAGCAUCUACUGAGUGCCCUGUUUGCCACAAAUAAGCAAAUUAUUAGAUUUUCCAUAUUGUAAGCAAAAAUGAAACCAAACCAACAAAAUCCUAUUCCACUGUAAAUAUCUGGAUUUCAGUUAAGAGGACUAAGGUCUGUGUAAUUAUCCUUAAUUGUCGCCUUGUCUGCGUGUGCGUCCCAGUGGUGAGCGACAGCAAAGAAAAGUUAUUUGUCCUUCUCAAGUCUGAAGUGCUCUUCGGAGCUUCCCUGUGUUGGAACGUGGAAUGGUACGUUACAAUCAUUGCUGGGGCUAGGAGGUGGGGAGGGACAGGGAAAAAAACAUACUUGACUGGUCACAAAUGUGUAAAUUGCUAACAAAAUGACACAUGUAAUUAAGAGUGCUCCUACCAUUUUACCUUGUGGUUUACACCUCCAGUGUUGAAAAAGAGAGCGACUCCCACCUCGCUAAUUACCAUUAUCACUGAAAUGCUAGGGUUGGACUCAUUAGUUCCAUGUGCAUUUAAUUAGAGGAAGGCUGAAAUUGGAUUUAACUUAUUACUUUUUCAUGGAUCACUUUCUUGUCAUCACUUCAAAUUGGAUUGCAGCCCCAGGUAACUAAUUAUGAGAGCCACAGGAUCAAGAGUGAAAAAAAAGGUAAUUAGGAAUAACACUGUUGGACCCUUGCUGGUCGUCCACUUGUGCUUUGGAAAAAGGAAAAAAAAAAGAGAGAGAGAGAGAGCGAGCGAGCCGUAUUUUGUAGUAUUACAGAUUAGGGAGUUAGAGGUAUGCAUGGUUGCUGGGCAUCAUGGGAGCCUGUCACCACCCAUAGUGGUUUCUAUGAUAUACAACUGAGUUGAAGAUGUCGAAUCGACAUGGUUCCACAAUCGGCUCCUUAAUACCUAGAUUAAACUUGUAAAAGCAACAGAUUGGCUGUAGGUAUGAGGCAUCUCAACAACUGUGUAGUCUGGGGGCCUCACAUAUAUGAUUACAACAAAGCUGUCAAGAUGCCUCUGAGCCAAAGUACAGAAUAUUUUAAGUACAGGGAGUUAGAAUUUAAUGAACGUAUUAAUGUUCCAGAAACAUCAUUCAUGUCUGACAGGAAGACAUAUCAGUCAGCACAACAGCAAGGUUUAAGGGUUUAUACAUCAGGAAUUUUUGUCAAAGUUUCCAGCAGACCAUAAUAUUCAGACCAUUUACAGUGCUUCUGGUUUGUUCUCUUACCCCACCCCAGUGUUGUGGAUAGGCUUGCUGAGGUUCAGUUUCUCCUUCCGCCCCCAUCGAAAAUACUUUAAAACAAAUUAUAUUGUUUCCAUGUGCAGAGCAGAAUUCAGAACUGCAAGCAAUCAAUUUUAUUGACAUCGUCUGAAAAAAUGUUGGUGACAGUUGGAGGAUGUGAAAGGCUUGGAUUUUUAAAGUCGCCAAUACUAAGUGUGGCCAAAAAAAAAAAAAAAAAAUUUUUUUUUUUUUUUAAACGUAAUCUCAUUAUUCAAAAGAAGUCCUGGGAGUUAGACUCCCCCAAGAAGGGAUUCUUCUUUGAUAGACUGUGAUAGCAUAAUGAGAAAUCUUGAUAUCAAGCCUGUGGGUUUCCAUGAAGGGAGAAAAAGCUUCCCAGAGAAGUGAAUCACCAAGAAAAGAUGGCUAUUGUUUCCUCAAGUUGUUUAAAAUUGGUUUUAAUGCUCUGUUAAUGUAAGCAAAUAAUCAUGAUUCGGUCUGGGGUGACUUUCAAACCUGGGUAAAUGAGACUUGCUUGUUAUUUUCUUCAGGGCCACAGGGAAGUAGAGACAGGGAUGUGCCUACCUGGCGGUGGCCACCACAUUAUUAUUCCCAGAGUGAUAAAAUGCUCUUCCUGGAAUUACGACUCCGUUUCCUUUGUGAACCUUCUGAGCGAAAGCUCAAAAACCAAAAUAGUCAUCAUCAAGUCGAAUGCAAAAAAAUUAAAGCUUUUUUUUUGUUUUUGAACAUCUUAAGUUGAUUUAGAAUUUUUGUACACAAUAUUCGUCUGUGGUUGAAAGGGGGCACGCCGAGGUCAAGUGAUGUAGUGUUUUCCAUUUUUCCAUAUGAGUCUCACAGUGUGUGAUAAAAGCAAACUCCUUUAUUUGGUAAGUCUGCAGGAAUUUCUGAUGAAGUGCAGAGGUCAUGUUCCCUGUCAAUUUGAGUAGCCAGCAUUUUUUAACUACUGUUUUUUCUUCUCUUUUUGUGUGUGUCUUUCCUUCCCUGCCCCCCCUAAACCGUGGCACUUUUGUGACACAUGCACAGUGAAGUCUUCCAAUCUGAAACUCAUUAGCACACAGCAUUGGACCCUGUCCAGUGGUUAGAAAAUUUCCUGAAGCCUAGAAUAACAGCAUUUGGUGUGAGCACCACAGACCAGCAGUGACGAUGGGGGUAGUCGCCCUGCCCUGGCGCCCUGCCCGGUCGGGAAAGCCGACUGACCGUGCCACACAGUGGAGACAGAGGUCGUGAAUAUGGGAUGGGCUCGGAAAGUUUGGUCCUUGGAGAAAUAUGCUUCUGAAAUCACAAGGCAAUAUCUUUUUUUCCCUAUGCUUAUUAUUUCAAUUGGUUGGGAGGUAUUUAUCAACAUUAGCUGCGGGAACAUGAAAGCAAGCCAUUAGAGAAAUAGGAUGAAAAACCAAUUUCUACAGAAUAAUAUUUUCACCUCUGUAGCUAUUGGGCAUUACAGAACCUAUGGAUUUAAUUCAUUCGUUCCAGCAUUAUUCGUGGCACCUCACGAUAUCCAGGUAACACGACCAAGAUGAAGUCCUUAUCCUCACAUUAGAAAGUUGACACAGUUCAUGCGAUGGGUCGUAAUCAUUUAAGCCAAGUCUUCCAACAGGAAACUGAGUCCCAGAAAUGGAAUAGUAAUAUUAAGGAGCAGGCACGUAAAAUUAUACUUUCUAGGAGCCAACUACUUGCAACAACCGUAUGGGGAUCAGUGCUACUAUUAUUCCCAUCUUACAGAUGAGGGAGUGUCGGAGGGGCGGGCAGAGAAGUUAACUUGCCCAGGGCCACACAGCCAACGAGUGGCAGAGCUGGGGCUCUAGCCCAAAUAGUUUGGCUCAAGCAUCUCUGUGCUCUUACCCGUUCCAUUCUGCCGACUCUCACUGAGCUGCUGCUGGGCCCGGCAGACAGGGACAGCGAAAGGAACGGAAUCGGAGUUGCUGAUGCCUCACGCUUGUCACUAACCACUAGACCACACUGUCUCCUAAUUUGGACAUAUGUUUAUGGGCAUAUUUGAAAAAUAGUGCUUGUAAUUGAAAUAUGCACUUUCUAAAGGGAAAUGACGCUUGGGAAAGAGAGAAGAAAGGCGGGUAUUACUCAAAGUCUGCAGACAACUCUGCAAGUAAUUGUCUAAAGGCAGCCGUUGAAAUUGAGAAGCAGUUUGGAAAAUGUACAGUUUGGGAAAUUUGUGUACCGAUGUAAUUACGGUAGUUGUGAGUUGAUGUCAUGCCUAGUAACUGUUUUUGUAUUGCUUGGGCCUUUGUUACCGAGCUGUGAUAUCAUGAGCAAACUAUUAUAAACAUAGCGUGGAUAUAGCAUGCUUGUGUAACAAAAGAUCGGGAACUUUUAUUAAGUUUGUUUUCCUUGUCAUAUUGUAAAAAUUUAUUAUGUGUACUGUGUAUAUUAGAAACAGAUUCGGGUAAUUCUGUCUAAAUGAAGUCAUCCCGGCUAUUUCCAGACUGUCUGUUUUUGGUUGUGAAUAAUUUUCAUACAUCAGAUGGUUGUCAUAUUUAGUCGCUCUCAAAAUUUUAAAGAGAACAUAUCCCAUUUUGAACUUGGGGUGGACUUUAGCCGCCCUGCUGUUGGGAUUGUUUGAGUUUGAAAUUACUGCCCAGUAAAUUAUGGAGACUGAGCACCAGUCAUUUCUAAAGGGUCUGGGCCUGCUCCCUUCUAUUCAUAACCUUUCCCCCUUCAUCAAAAGAACAGAUUUUUAACUACUUAAGUAGUAGAAUCGAAAGCUGCCAGGGCACAAUUGGGCAAAGAAUGCCAGCCCUUGUCCUUUUAUGUUACAUCCCAUUGAGAAGAUUUGGUAAACAUUCAAGCAGACAGAGCCCGGCAUUUAUCGGUGUUCAUGGUAGAAUGUGGAUUUUAAAUGGGUUGUUCAAAAACUUUAGAUGACUCGAUCCUUCCCAGCUACCCUCCCUAGCUCCUUUUGCUUACCAAGCUUUUAUGACCUGAAUCUUCUGCCUGCUGCUUCAGUUUGGUUUUUUUUAUACCAGCCAUUUUCCUUCCUCCCCUCCCCUGAGUAUCUGGCUUUUUUUUCCCCCCCUUCAUCAUUUUCUUGAAGUGUAUUGUCACUAAAUUCAGUGGCCAUGUCCCCAUUGCCACCAUCCUUCAACCUGUCUGAUUUCCUCGUGGCUAAGUCAACCUUUGGCUAACUCAGAUUUCUGGCAACUGCUUUCUUUCAGACUUCAUCAGUGCAGUACUCCAACCCCCACCCCACCCGGGGUCCCCAGACUGUUUUCCUUCUGUCUCCCAGUCCUCUUCCAGAAGAGAAGUUCAUACGUUCCCCCAAGUUCAUUUCCUUUGAUCUUCUCCAGUAGUGUAUCCAUUCGCUUUGGCUGUCCUGGUGACUUUGCACCCGUGAGUCCAUGCCUGUUGAUACCCCUCCUGUCUGUCUGUGGCUCUCUGCUCACCAUGACAGCACUUGCAAUUAGCUCUAAUGCAACUGAUCACUUUUGUCACCAGACUCUAUUAGUCAGAGUCAUGAGUCAUCAUUGACUUAUUAAUUUCCUUCAUCCCUACCACAUUAUCUGUCAUCAGAACUGCCAUUUUUCCUUCCACUCAGUAUCUUGUGUCCAUUCCUUUCUCCAUGUUUCCCCUGCUUCUACCUUGUUCCACAGGUCAGGCCUUCAGUUGGCACAUGCUUCCUCUGACCCCUCAGAGCAUCUCCUGUGCUUCCUGCCUAUUUCCUAUUCAUCGUAAAUGCUGUGUCACUCCCCUAUUCAACACCUUUCAGUGGCCCUCUCUUAUCUACCAUACCAAGUGUAAAAUCUGCUGCCUUCCUCUAGUUUCUUAGUAUUCUAGGUUUGGAUUAAAUUAGAUGUCCUGAGAAGAAGGUUGUAGUCUUCUUGCUGGGGAGGGGGGAAAAGGGAAAUUCAGAACCAUGAUUCCCUUUGUCCGGAGGUAUGAAUAUAUGUCCAGUCCGUUUGAUAACAUGUCGGAGUCCCCCAAAUCCAGAUUGUAAAUAUUGCUUGUUCUAUCGCCUACCAUUUAGACAGAAGGCCCUGGUGAUUAAAUUGUGUUUUGAAUUUAAUUCCAAGAGAAUUAUAUCUCUGUUUUCUUCAAAAGGAAACUAAAAGCCAUGUGAUAUGUUUUCCCAGAUCUAAAUUCUCUGCUAUGUUGUCCCAUGCUUCUUUUUCGUUGCUAUCUAUUGCUGCAGCCUAGUGGGUUCCUUGUGAUCUUUUCUGGAUGUAGGAUCCGCAGCCAAGGCAUUCCUUUGCACACAGAAGAGCUGCUUCAUCAGACCUAAUGGAGGCACAUUUCAUAAGACAUUGGUCAAAUUAUUUCUGAUUAGUUAUUUGAUAGCAUAGAGGAAUCGUUACCUGUUCUGGACACAGAAUUAAGAGUCUCAGCCACACAAAGAGGUUUCGUCUGAUCCAGAUACAGAGCGGUCCUACCUAGAAUGCUGUUUGAAGGAUGCUAGAAUUAAGAUGCAUCUGCUGGAUCAGCACGAUUGAUUAGGCAUGUCUGCCAUGGCACCACCACUGGGAGUGGUGAUAGGUGUACCUUCUACCUGCCCAGCUUGGUGUGGACUUGACUGACGUAGUGUUUUGAUCCCAUACCCAAGUAGAGAGGUACUUAGGAUCAUUUUUUCCUGGGAAAGUGGAUAGAUCCAGCGGUAACUAUUCACAUAUAUACCUAAAAUUAAACACGUACUUUGUGGUAUUCCCUAUACGCUUAUCUGAGACCGAGAAUAUUGUAUUCUUAUCCUGCAACUGUGCCAGUGCAUGGUCACAAAUAAGGUGCAAUUUGCCUUUAAAGACACAGGGUCUCCUAUACCGGCUCACCAUGCAAACUUGGCAGGGUGGGUGAGAAUUUCAGAGAUUUGUGGUUCAGAACACGGUGAGAGGGGGCACAUCUUGAUUAAUAGCACAAUCUCUGAUGUGAGGCUGCCAGGUUUAAGUCCUAGCGCUAUACCCUUAACCACUGUGUGACCUUGGAAAAGUAACUUAACCUCUCUGUUUUCUCAUCUAGAGAAUGUAGCUAAUGACCUUACCCACCUCAUGUGACUGUGCACAUGAAAUGAUUAACGCAUGAAAAGUGCUUGCACCAUGCCAGGCACAUAGUAAAUUCUCCAAAUUUUAUCUUAAUCCACUUGAUACCGGCUGCCAUUCAGGUAUAUGUUGUAGGAGCUAACAGGGCCUGCCCCUGUGCUUCUAGCUCACCAGUGUGGCACGUGCGGUUCACCAUAUUUUAUGGGAAGACCUCGGGCUCCUCAUCUGCAAAGUAGGGAUGAUCAGAAUGUCUCUCCUACGAAGCUGUUAAGAAAAUUAGCUGGGUUACCUCGUGUAACAGCCUAGAACAGUGCCUGGCACACGAUGAAUUAGGCACCUAAUAAAUGUCACCUGCUGCCAUUAUGCCUGCUACUGCUAUAAAUAACAUUAUCCUGAUGGAGCUUGAUUUUCCUUGGCGUGUCACUGUUGGCAUAAAUGAGGGUCAUGCUGUUCUGAUAUUCCCAUCCUGGUCUUUCUUUUGUCCUUGUCGUCUCAGAAUUUUUAUAUGAAUUAAUGCUAGGUCUUCUUAAUGGCCAAGGCAUUACUUCCUAAUCUGAAACGCUGAAACCGUGGCUUUCUGCACCCUGCCUGGCCCAAGUCGGCAAUCCAUAGAUGUCGCUCUCAUUCAUGAAUUAGUGAAUGAGUGGGUGAUAAAUGAACGAAUGAGAUCGUGAAAUACGUAAGCCAAGAAGAAAGGAAAAUUGAUGCUGCUUUAGUGGCUAAGGCUGCAGGCUGGUCUUCGAUUCACGAAUCUCGAGGAACGUUUCAAGAGUGGAAACACAGCAUUCAAAGAAUCCGGUGUCAUUCCUGUCCAAAAAUCUUUCACGGGGUCGAUGACAUGAAUCUUGCCAAGCGUAGAGGAAGAAUCAGAAAACUCCUGCAUUGCUGUUUGACCACCCUAAUGCUCUGUGCUUGCCUUUGUAUAUUCUCUAAUCUGUUUAAGGUAUAAUAUUAAUGACAUAGAGCUUUAAUUCAUAAGUAUAGACAAUUAAAGGAGACCAAAGGCAAAGUACAGAAAUGUGUUUGUCAAGAUUAAGUUCAGUGAAGCAUAGCGAAGAUGGAACAGAUUAUUACAAGAACUUGGAGGGAAGAUAGAAAAUCCACCGAAAUCUCUCAUUUUGAAAGGAAUUGGUUUACUUGAUUAUUUGCAACUCCCUCACACUCAGGAAAAUCUAAGACAAAUGAAAGCAAAACACAAUUUAAUUGAGCUAUUAUUUUGCAGACUUUGGCUUGGUUUCAGACAGUCUAAUCAAACUGUGCGUUGCUCAAACAACUAAUGUUAAAUGCAGCCUACCAACAGAUGUUUAAAAAGAGUCUCGUUGGAAAAUCUGCAUCCUGGAUUUAGUCUGUCUUGUUGAAAAAAAACAUAGCUGCAAAUUUAUAUUUUCGAGGACGACACCCAGUGACAAGCAUUUCCAGAAAAGAUAAAGUUUUCUUCAAGCAUGCCUGGUGCCUUGGGUAGAAUUAUCUUGAAUAGUCAAAGGUGGCACUCUGGAAAUUAAAUUUCUUGGAAAUUCUCCAGCUCUGUGCCAUACAGAGCUGUGCAGAGAAAUCUCCUUUAUCACAUUACGUCACCGGAGUCCUGUUGCAAUCCCUGGAUCGUGUCAGGGGCCCGUGUGCUAUAAUUUAUAAUGAGCCCCUCCAAGUCCUGCAAGGCACAUACUGAUUGAUGACAUUUAAAGGUACUGUCAAGGUGGCUAGGUAAUGAACUUGACCUUCCUCUGUCGUCUCAGUUUCAAGUUUGUACAUAUAAAGAGACUAUUUCACCUGCCAUGUUUGCUUGGAACUUUUCUUUAAAUGUACAAAAGGAAUUUGGCUUAAGAGUUAACUCUUUUUGGGGUGCCUGGGUGGCUCAGUUGGUUAAGCGUCCGACUUCGGCUCAGGUCAUGAUCUCACAGUUUGUGGGCUUGAGCCCUGCGUCAGGCUCUGUGCUGACAGCUCGGAGCCUGCUUCGGAUGCUGUGUUUCCCUCUCUCUCUGCCCCUCUCCUGCUCACACUCUGUCUCUCUCUGUCUCUCAAAAAUAAAUAAAUGUAAAAAAAAAAAAAGUUAACUCUUUUCUUCCUUUAGACCAGGGGUCAGCCAACUUCUUCUGUAAGGUCUAAAUCGUGAAUAUUUGUGGCUCUGCGGGCCAUCCUGUUUCUUUGGCAAUGUUUACUCUGCAAAAGCAGCCAUAGACAAGACCUAAAUAAUGGGCAUGCUCUAUUCCAAUAGAAAUUUGUGUGGACGGUGAAAUGUGAAUUUCGUGAAAUUUUCACAUGCCAUGAAACAUUCUUCUUUUGAAUUUUUUUUCAACUCUUUAGGAAUAUAAAAACAAUUCUUAGCUCAAGGGCUCUACAGACACAGGUGGUGGACUAGAUGUGGGCUGUAAUUUGCCGACCUCUGCUUUAGAUGACCAGAUAAGAUCUUGCAGUUUGCUCAUUGAACAAAGUUGCCUGGAUGAAGCGUCUAGCAAGGACUGCAGUCUCGCCAUCGUUUAGGAAGCUUUGUGCCUGACGUGCACCUGGACGUGCAUCUACUUGGAGGAAGGGGCAUCUUUCUCUACCUUGCACUGUGGUCCCCCCCAACACCCAGUUUAUCUUCUUUUAUCUCGUCUUAGUCUGACAUCUGUCUACGCAGUGCGAUACACGUGAGGGUAAAACUAGUAAUUCGGGGGAUGCAGGGAAACAGACUUGGCUGCCAGGGCCUUUGCUAGACCAUGCCACAUACUUGUAUGAAACUGAUGAAAGCAGUGCUUUCAAGACCCCUUACUCCAGUCUAUCAGAGUACUUUCGUCAUGUGUCUGACUUGAUUACAUCAAAGGACUUCACUGCCAUCUGCCAGAAAAACGUCUUCUAGAUCUGUAGAUACUUUAUCAAUAGUUAAAUAGGUGUAGGAUGUCUGCAGUGUGAAUGGCUCCCCUUGAAUCUACGAUGUAAUGGCACUCCUUCCACAGGGGGCCCUCCUGCUGUGCUCAAUCAUACGCCGAUGCAGAUUUUCUCCAUCGUUUGCAUUUUGAAUCCAAGCAUGUCUGAUUUUGACAAAGUGACUUACCUCCAUAAGUCUCGGUUUCUUAUCUACCAGAGAUUAGUCAGUGGUUCUCAACCCUGGAGGCACAUCAGAAUUAAUAUAAUUUUUAUCAUCUUCAAGAUCUAGGUCUCAAAGCUUUUUGAAAUCCUAGGUAGGUUCCUGAACUCUGUUGAAGAAGAAUCUUGGGAUAGGGCCCAAGCGUGGGUAUGUUUCAAAGCCUUCACGAGUGCUUUUCGUGCACUCCCAUGGUUGAAGACCACUUGUCAAGGUGACAGUUAAGUUCUUUGCCAGCUUGAAAUCUCAUUGUCUCUUUCAUUGUGGUUUCACUUCAUCUCUUCCCCAGCCUCCCCCUAGGGUAGUAGAAGUGAACUCUCUGACUGUAUCUAACCAAUGUGCGCCAUCUGUGGUCAUCAGAAAAUGUUAAGGAAACCUUGGUCAAGACUCUUGGCUUUGGCCUUUGGGUAUUCGCCCAGGGCAUAGCAGUGGACAGGAGGCUGAAUAUUAUGGAACAAAUAGGUAGGCCACCCACCAUAUUAACCUUUGGGUCCAUUAGAGAGGUCCAGGAAGUGAAGACAAAGGAUAAUCCAGCUGGUAUCCUAUUGAAGGUCUUUCUGGGGAUUUAAAAUACACCGCUCAUCUUCCUGUCUCUAUGCAGUUGUGCACUUCUACUUUAGAACGGACUGGGAGACUCCAUUUUUACAAUACGUGCCAAUUUUUAUGAUCUUUCCAGGGCAGCCCAAAUUGGGAAAUACUGUAAGUGUCACAAGAUCACUAACUUGAUUUCCUACCAAAGUCGUUUGGAUACCUUUCAGGUAAGUGUUGAAAUUGGCCUACAUGCCAGAGUCGCACCUGGUUUCUAGAAGUUUAGGGCAUACCUCAUUCAGGAACUCGAAUGUUAUUUAAAACAUGGAGUCUGUGUUUACCCAGAGCCUUUCUUCUUUCAGUUUUCUAUAAACAAAUACCAGCUCUGCUCCUUUUGCAAAAUACAGAAAGAAAAUCUACCAACAUGGAACCAAAAAGGCGAACUGGGUUUCUUCCACCCCUGUAUGUAUUCCCAUAUUCAUGUUUGACUUCACUUUUUACAAAUAGAAGCCGCUUCAUUCUGCCACUGUUUGGGGGAAAUUUGGGGACUGUUAAUUGUUGAGGGCAAAACAGUCUGACAGCAGCCUGGUCAAUGAAGUCCACAGGGCCUUUGGGGCAGUUUCUUUAAGGUAACACUAGCUGUUUGAGGCCUGAAUAUCCACCAUCUAACAGCAAGUAACCAAUCUGACUUUUUUUUUUUUUAACACAAUUUACCAAUUGGCGUUCCACAAAAGAGAGAUUAUAUUUUUUGACUUAUGAACAGCAGGUCAGACAUUUCAAAGAAAAUUUAGAGAGCAGUAAUUUUGAAAAUGUACACAGAUGAAUUUGAAAAUAAAUAUUUCACUGCCUACACAGCUCUAUUUAGAAUACUGGCUUUGGAAAUGUAUUCCAGAAGCCUUACCAUUUUGCAUGACACGGUGUCAGUUCAUGCACAAUAUAUUAAUGCUUAAUUGAAGAUAAUGUAACUCAGAUCAAAGGCAUAAUUCACAGGCUUGCAGAAACUCUUACGGAGAUCAGGAUUUUGACUAAUAGAAGUCUGGACAAAACUGGUUUAUAAAAGGAUCUCAAGACCAGCUGAGCCUUCAUCUUUCUGCUCAGCUGAUGGUGACAAGACUGGAAAUGAGUGAUACCAGAGUGGGUGGACAAGGAUUGCCCUCAUCUCCACCAUUCACCACAACCCCCUUGGCCACCAAAUUCCCUGCUUUGGCUCCCAGCUGGCCUCUGGAGCUGCUCGACUCUAAGGCUCUUGAAUAUCUCAUUGUCUACAACGAGGGUUUAAUUUCCAUCAGUGUCACGAUAUCUGCAUUGCUCUGGGAACUUUAACUUGAAUAUGAAGCAUGUGAGCUCUCAGCAGGCCUUAGAACGGAGCUUGGCAAACAUAGACCUGAGCGCCAAAUCCUACAGCUUGUUUCUGUAGGACGCACAAGCCAUUUAUAUUUUUAAAUGGUUGAAAAAAAUCAAAGGAAGAGUCACAUUUCAUGAAACAUGAAAAUUCCACAAAAUUCAGAUUUCAGGGUCCACAAAUAAAGUGUUUUUGAAAUAGAGCCAUGCUCAUUAAUUUUGUCAAUUCUACUUCCUACCUGGCCCUUUACAGAAAACAUUUGAUUUGACUCCAGACUUGGAAGUUUGUUUGGGUUUGGUGUUCAGGAUAUCUUUGGGAGGAAAAGCUUGGCUAUCUAGCUACUUAACUCAGUUUACAGAGAAACAAAGGGAAAGACAAGAAAACUUUUUUUUUUUUUUGGUUUUGGUUUGUUUUGUUUCUACCUAAUGUUGGAAAAAAAGCAGAGCAAGGCUUCAAGGGAAACUGAUAGAAAACGAAGUUAUUGGAAGCCAAGACCACAGCAUUUUGACGAGAAGAUGAUUGAUCUUUAUUAUAAUCAUCACCAACAAGAUCUAAGUCUCAUUUUGAUCUCUAUUAAUAUAAUUAUUAUCUUCAUCAAGAUCUAGAACUCAUUUGGUAUUAAAAUUUGGUUGAAAUGAUACAGCGAUUCUAUCUGACAGCAAGGCCCCGGGGGAUAGAUAUGAACUUAGAGGAUUGAGUCAUUCAUUUACCCAUUUAUUCAUUUAUCCAUAUUAACAUUUCUUAUAUACCUAUUGUGAACUGGACCCCACUUAGCCCUGGAGUACAGAACUGUUCUUAUGUCAAAGUUGAAACUGCACAGAGGGCAUUAAUACAAUAGAAUAAAUGUGCUAACAGAUGUAAAUAUAGGGAACUUCGGGAACAUAAAGGAACAGGGCACUUGAAACGUGACUAAUGCGCCUGCAGAAUUGAAUUUUAAAGUUGUAUUUACUUUAAAUAGCCUCACAUGAGACCGGUGGCUACCAUUUGGGACAUUGCAAAUAGAGAACGUUUCCAUCAUCAUAGAAAAUUCUGCUGGACAGUGCUAUUUGAGAAUUUUCUUUGGCUUUUGAAACAUUUUGGUGAAUGUAGUCCGAUGAAAGAUCAAAAAGUCACCUCUUUUAAUGUGGCUUUUUCAUAUAGCCCCAAAGUGUAUCUCUCUUGAGUCCUUGCCACGUAGUAGAUUUUCUCCAUCCUUCUUUUACUGUAUUGCCGUCAGGUCAGGACAGUUCUCCAGUAAUCACUGGGAACAUCUAGUGUCUCCAUUUUUCUCCCUUGGAGCUUAAGUUUUUCCUCCAAAUAGGAAAAAAAGAAAAUCCAAAGACCUGGAAGCUUCACUGGCGGAAACCAAGCCAAAUUCCCUCCCCCACGGUGAACCACAAGACCCUUUGAAAACUGACGAUUAUUUUUAUUUGUGUAGACUUAAGAUGGAAAUAAGAACUUCAAAAAGGCAUUUGAAAAAUACCCUUCUCACCAAAAAAGCUUAAAUCAUUUCCUCUGAAAGUUUCCUUCUAUCGAAGGUUUGCUUUGGUCCCACAGACCAGCCUCCUCCUUUCCUCAGUUUGAGGGGGAGGAAUGUGACCUUGAGUUUCCAUUGAUACUGCUCUUAGGGUCCCACAAGGGUCCUUGUUCUUUCCGUUUCUCUCAAAGGCAAGGACUGGCACACCCUGGUUUCCUGUUGGCUUUUAUAAAGCCAAAUCCUUAAACUUCGUUUCCUGCAUCCAAAUCCUGUUCAUACAUGUGCUUCUCAUACCUGCCAAGCAGGUGUGAGCUUUAUUGGUCUUUGUUAUUGGUCAACAAUAUGAUAAAAACAAUCAUAUUUCCAUUUAGACUAAUAACAGUAAUAGUAAUAGCAUGAAGUUCAUUGACUGAAUAUGUCGAGUGGUUAGGGAAAAGCUUGUGGUUGCCCUUCAUCUCUAGCUUAAGCUAGAUAUUGAUGAGGUGGACCGUAGAGCUUGGCUUUCAAGACCGUGGAAGGAAAUAGACCCAAAUUAAAAAACUAUUAUUUAUCAGUUGUAUGUCCAAGUUAGCUUGCUUCUAAAUUUCUUCUGUAAAAUAGAAGUAUCUACCCAUCAGAUUAUAUUGGAAGACGCAGUUAAAAAUGGUUACAUAUGUUAAUUAUAUAUCCAUGUCAGAUAUAUAAGGUGAUACAUCACAUUUAGAAUGUUGCUCACUCUUGUAGCCACUGUUCUAAUCAACGCAUUGUGAAGUUGAUUGCAUCUUACCACUUGUGCGAUCCUAGGCUUGGCCUGCCCCCAAAGAAUUGGAAUUUUAUGUAGUAUUGAGAUUAUUUUCAAUGGCUGUAGGUGGGCAGAGAAUGGCAGUUUUCAUCUCCUACCUGCAUUUUCAGAGAAAAUUACAUUUAGAAUGGUCAGAGUUGUAUCGUCAUCUCUCGAUCUUCCAUAUAUACUAGGUGAAUUGAAGACUCUUCAGCCAAAGAAUUGAUGAAUUGAUGUUCACAUCUGUAGGUCUUCUCUACAGGGGGUACCUCUCUUCUGAUGGCAGAAUUAGCUGUGCCUGCUGAGAAGAACACACAGGGUGUGUGAUGAUUAUUCUGCCCCCACUGUGACUCCCUCUCCGUUCCCCUCUCCAUACUAAGGAGGAAGUUGUACAGUUAUAUUCUCUUUGACUUUAUAGUUAACACGUGUACCGCGAGGACCAGGGAAUGCUCUCAUUUCCUUGUAAUUGCUACUUUUCUUGCUCUCGAUGUGUUGGGAAGGAAGAAGGGAUUUUCAAGCCCUGUCUUGAUGAAGCCUUCUGGUCAAAGUUGACAUGUUUCCCUUGGGGACCAAGUAAUUUGUUACUCUUCAUUGCCCUGUCCCCUUUUCCCCCAAGGGUGGUUCUCUUCACACCUGCAGAAGACUCGUUCUUUCACUUCUGUAUUAGCACAUUAUUUACUGCAUUUGUGAAAAAAGCGACAAAUGUUUUCUAACAGCCAUCCUGACAACUUUGGUACAAAGAGGGCAGCGCUGUUUGUGAAAAAGCAUAGGCUUGUCCAACAAAAAAUAUGAAAGAAACUUAGGAAGUGAAAUUCAUUGAAAAUAGGAAUUUCGAGAUUUAUGUUACUUAUGAUAGGAGAAGAACAAGGGAAGCACAAAUUGAUUCUCCAAUAAAGACUGCAAGCUAAUGGUCCCCAGGCUAGACGCUAUUUAAUUUGCCCACAGGAUAUUUGACAUCUUGUGGAGUUAUUUGCAGAGGUUAAACAGUCUGGAAUUUUUCCAUCAAAAUACCAUUUUCCAGCUUUUCCCUCCUGCCCCCCCCCCCCCAAAAUUCGGUACCUCAAGCAACAUUCCUGUAAAGCGCCAGUCGUAGAGCUGAGAAAUGCUCCCCCUUUCUACCUUGCCAUGGACUUCAGAUAACCUGCUUACUUGUUUCAGUUAUCAACGUGUGUCUGCUCUAACAUCUCUUUUAAGGGGCCAAAAGCUUUAGUAACAGAUGCAAGGUAGAGCCUGGGAGGGCUUUACUGUUCUGUAACAGGCCAGCUACAGCCAAUGGACUUGGGAGUUCUAGGUUCUUUGCGUCUCUGCAUCUGAUGAUAGAUUUGAUGUCUUGCUGUAGCUGGUCGCCAGUGUGAAAAUGGGAACACCCCUUUCUUAACUAGGACUCUGUGUAGUGAGGAUUCCCCUACGGCAAGGAUGAUAUAGGUUUUCCCUUAUGAGGUCUGGAAACUCUGUUACCCCCAAACUUAGUGUCCUAAAACAACGACGUUAACAUUAAUUAUUUCGCACAUUUUCUGUGGGCUAGAUGUACGGGAGUGGCUUAGCUAGGUAGUCUGGCUCCUAGUCUCCCAUGAGAUUACAGUUAAAAUGUGACACUGGAGCUUGACUGAGGCUGGAGGAUCCACUUCCAAGAUGGCUCUCGCAUGUGGUUUUGGCCGGAGCCCUCAGUUCCUCGUGCUUAGGGUUGCUUUAGAGUGUCACAGCAUGGCAGCUGACUUCCCCAGAUUGAUCCAAGUCCUUCGGGACCUAGCUUUGGACAUCACAUACUGUAACUUGUGCCAUAUUUAUUGGCCACAGGGACCAGCCCUGACAUAGUGUUGGAGGAGACUACACAAAGCGCGAAUACCAGAUGGUGGGAAUCUUUGGGGCUGUCCGAGAGGCCGAGUACCACCAACAGUAACCUUCCCAACAGCCCUAUUUAGAGUUAUUGCAUGAGUGACCCAGCAUAACAGCUAGUAAUAUGUGACAUCCCUCAGCUGUGGUGGACGGAAAAAAAGGUUAAAGGCAAGCAUGUGGCCUGAGCCCUGAGCACUGGGGCCGUGUUGGUUCAACGCCGUUGGUGAAAGAGUAUUGUUCACCUCAUUAAAAGAUUUUCCAGUGACUAGUAAGAAAGAAAGAUUGAUGAAAGAAGAGACUAAAGGCAUCAAGAUACUUGAGGAAUUAGAUUUCUUUCUCAAGUUCUCCAGACUUCCUCCAGUCUUUCCCUGGUGAACAUUGAGAGGCCGCCUAUUCUCACAGUUGUGAGACCUUAGAAGAUAAUCUGCAAGUGAUUUUAGGGCCAAAUAAGUAGCUCAUUAGUUCUAUCCAACUGCCCCUCUAGUGUCUCAGAGAUCAUGGGCAUUAUUGGGAUGAUUUUGCGUGUGCCAUGGCCAGUUAUGCAGUUAGGUCGUCAGGUGGAAAGUAGAACAAGCCUUUACAGAGACUCGAGGAGAUGUUCAUCAGGUUCCCUGCACAACAUUUGACAAACGAUUGGGUGGCUGUGUCAACCUAGACACUCUACCAGGAACCUCAGGUAAACAGCAGAUGAAGCAGAGAGAGUCCCGGAACUCAUAGAGGUUAUAUUCUUAUGGGAUGUUAACCCAGUAAGGAAAAAGAAAGUAACCAGCAGAUGUCCAGUGAUAAUGAAAACAACGAAGAACGCAAAGCUGGUGAAAAUGAUGUAGACAGUGGUAAUGAGAUUCUCAUGUUCAGUUGGUCGCCCAGGGAAGACCUCUUCGAGACUGUUAAGUAGAGACCUCGAUCACGUGAGGGGUUGAGUCUUGCAAGUAUCUGGAAGAAGAAUAUUUCAGAUUAAGGGCACAGCAGGUGGAAAAGCCCUAGGACAGAGACAAACUUGGGUGUGCUUUCCACGAGCCAAGGAGGCUCACCCAUAUACUGAUUCUGAUUGUUGGCUUUGCUGUCUUGACCAUAGUCUUGCAGUCCUGUCUUAUUCUCUUCUUUAAAGAAAUACUGGACAAGGUUCACUUGGGGAGCGUGUUUUGCUGUGGUGAGUUUGUGUGUAUUUCCCCUUUUUCUCCCCACAGAGCUUUUUGCAAAAUUUAUGUAUGCAAACAGGUAUUUUUGUUUGUUUCACUUGAGUUGCUUUUGCAUAAUGUAACAAGCCCAUGAUUUCACAUGUACAGUAAUUCAUAGAAAGUGAUAGUCAUCUUGCUUAGACACCUUGGUUCUCAAAACUAGCUUGCUAAAUAUAGUACCUUCUCAGACCCAUAUAAGAUGCCAUAAAAAAAAGAAAAAAUAAAGGUCAAAGUUUCCCCACCCACGAAUUUGGUUAUAAAAACAGCAAAGCAGGGUUUUUCUGAACUUGAAUCAGUAAAUUUUUAAUUUAAAUAGUAUCCUGUUUUGACAAAGUGCUAAACCACGGCAGUCUCAGGGAGACACUGUUAAGCUUUUGUCAGUGCCUGCUGGCAUCUCUCAACAGGAAACUUGGGAUGGCUUUUGUUGUCAUUUUGUAAUACACUGGCAAGGAAUGGGUGCCCUUAUUUGCUGCAUCCGGGAAAUGGACAGAGGAGCUCUGGUGCAGCUCAAGCCUGUUUCCAUUAGCUUUACUACAUGGCGUAACCUUGUGCCAUACAAAGCCUGUAUUGUUUCUUUUGUUCAGUUCAACAAGAGCUUUCUGCCUUUACUAGUCAGCAGGCUGCCAGAGUGAGACACAAUGUGAUGUCACACAGACUCUACUCCCUGACCCACCCAACAAAGAACUGAGCCUGCAACCUUUUCCGAUCUUGGUGUUACGAUGUGAUCAGUGGUACAGUUCACCUCUCGGGGCCCUGAACGGUUCCUGAAUGGCCUGGACCUCCCGAAGAAAUCCGAGGUGCUGUAAGAGCUCUCUGCUGGAGUUCAUUCCCAGCUCUCUUCUAUCUCAGUUUGUUGCAUGUUGAAUAGUAAGUUGCAUUUUACUGUAAAGGUGACUGCAUUUUUCUUAUGGGGCCUUCAGGGUAAACAGCCGUUAGUUUCCAUCUGUGAACACACAUGUAGCUUGUGUUUGGGUAGGGUGCCUGGUGCUUCCGAAGUCAUUAUUUCUCUGUAAUGUUUAUGCUCCGUGGUUGUGCAUAGAUAGAUUCUAUGCCCCAGUGCCGGACGGAGAGGUAGCCUGUAAUUCCCGCUGAAUAUGUUACACUUGAAAGUAGACCAGAGUGGGAGCAAGAGAUGGAUCGAGCAAAUAGCUUUUAAUUCUACGUAAAUUGGUUUUCGACUUUGCUCUGGGGCAGAAGUUUGCAGCCCAGGGUCACGUUAGAUGUCGCUCAUGAUCUGGAAGAGAGGCGUUCCUUGGUGAGUGUCGAGCAAGACAGAACUCGGGAUUUCAGCCCUGCCUCUCAGUGACUGACUUGGGGAAAUCGAAGAUGGCUUGUCUAGCCAGCCACUGCAGCCCUUCUCUCUCUACCAGCCAGAGAAACUGAAGAUCGGAAGAAGCAAACGACUAUUCCAGAUUCUCCAAGGAUAAAAUUAGCAUGACAUUUAUUAAAUGUCCCCCCCCCCCCACACACACACACUCUUUUCUUAAUAAAUUGCAUAAUAAUGACACUGGUAUGUUGCGUUGUCACAUAAGGGUGAAUCAGAAGAUGCUCUUUGAGGCAAGGCACACACAUUUCUUUCAUAUGGAAUGAACCCCCGGCCCUCAGUGGGGAAACUAUAACUGCUGGGGUGCAGAGAGGGGAGAGCCUUCUCUUUUGCCUCUUGCCCAGAGCCGGGGAUGUGCGAGAGGCCAAUUGCCGACACGAAGCGGUACUUUAAUGCACGGAGAAGGCAAUCACGAAGGAUUUCAGUCUGAUAUCUUUAGUUCAAAUUUAAGAAUCGUUGGCCAGCACCAUCAGGAUUAGCCCAAACUUUAAAGGUAUAGAGAACUAUGUCUGAAUCCUCACCUGCCCUCUGACCUUGGACAAGACAUUUAACCUUUUCACUUUUGUUCCUGUGUCUAUGAAAUGGCUGUCGAAGAUACCUCCCUCUCAAGCUUAAGGGAAGGACCAAAUGAAAACCAGAACAUAAAGCAUCCAGCCGAGAUACCCAACGUGAGACGCGUACUUACCAACAGAAGAUGCUAAUAAUGUUAUCAGAACUUGAUGGAAUUGUUUACAAUGACUUUAAAACACCAAGUUAAUAUUCAUAUUCAUUAUUAGUAAGAAUCUUGAGCCAUAGGACCGCACUCAGCUUUGGCUAGAAUUUCAUAGUAAAGAGACAGUAAGUGAAAUUUUGGAAUGCUGAAUAUUAGUGAGUUUAAGUGGAAAAGCUCACUGGGAGGGAAAAAAAAAAAAAAAACAAAAGUAGCUCUGAGUUGUUGAUGAGCUGGAGAGAAAGUACAACAGCCUAGAAAUGAGUGGAUUUGGACAAGAUCAUUGAAUUAAAUACACAAGCCACCGAUGUAGACAAUUUAUUUUAUGCCCAAAUCUGUAUAUUUAAACAAUGAUUUUAAAUUUUAAAAAGCAAUUUUAUAAUGGAGAAAACAAAGCCUUUUAAAAAAUUAUUUAAUGGGAGGUAAUCCAUUAAAAACCUAUCCAAUGAAAGUGGCCUGGUCUCAGUGAGUGAUUUAAAACAUCAUGGAUACACAGUGGAUACUUCGAAAUGGGCCACCAUGAAGACAGAAUGUAUUUCCCUGGCAUGUAUAGAUUACAAUACAGUGGUUCCUAACGUAUUUUGUAAAUCAUCUAUUGCCACACUCCAUGAACGUAUGAUUGUCUCAGUUUGGCAAAUGGGACCUACAAAGACACAGAAACUGUCAUGUCAAAUUUUAAAAAAGGGAAAAACAGACCCAUGAGUGAGGAAUCAGUUUAAAAGGAAGGAAAAAUGGUGAAAGAAUUUUGAGUGAAAUCCCAUCAGACCAAAAAGUCUUCAUUUUACUUUCAUCAUGAGACCAUGGGGGUAUUUCCUUGUAUUUUUUUUUUAAGGUGGUGAAAAUAUCUUGAAGAAAUUCCCAGGGCUUGUGUCUAGAAGACACUUAGGUUUAAAGUGAUGGUUCAGGCGUAUCUUGAUAAGAAACUUGUAAACAUGGGUGAUUAAAAGAAAAAUGUACAUGUGUUAAAUUGAAACCUAGUGAUUGAUGCGUGGCUGGGACAGUUUGAGUGUAAUUAGGGUUGACUUGGGGAAUCCCUUCCAGAACAGCAUCACAUGAACCAAGAUCUACGACUGCCACUGUAUGCUUUUUACUUGAGUGUUUCCCUCUUGGUAUGCUUUUUAAGGUUGAUUGGAAGUAUUAAUAUAACUACUUCCUAAUCUCCUUCUGGAAAGAGGUACCUGUAUUAGUCAGAACCUUUCCACAUGUAAAUGUCAGAACCCAACUCAGACUGGCUAAUGAUGGGUUGUGGGGAUGUCUAUGGACUUGAAAGUUCCACAGUUAGCCUGGCCUCACACACAGCUGGGACCAGGCACUCAUAUAACGUCACCAGGACUCGGUCUAGCUCCCUUUGUUUUCUGUUCUGCUUUCUUUUUAUGUUGGUUUUAUUCUCUGUCAGAUUCUCCAUUUGCUGAGCCAAGAUGGCUUCUGAGAGCCCCAGAUUCACAUAUGUACUAUUGAUCAACCCCAGCAGAAAAAAGAAUAUAUCUCUUACUCAUUAAUUGUAACAGAAGUCUGUGAAUUGACUGCAUGACUUGAGUAAUCUACACUUGGUCCAGUCACUGUGGACAAGGGGAUGGGAAUAGGCUAACAGGCUGGGAUGAAGCCAUUUGCUUGCCUCCAUAUUCCCCCUGGAUAAAGUUGGCUCCACUAAAAUCACAUAGAUCCAGAAUAAACAAGGGACAAAUUGUUGUACCUCAGUUUUCUUUUUAGAAGAUAGAGAAGGGUGCCACAUAGACAUUUUACCCCGUGUCAUCUUAAAGAGAGUAAGGCCUGCCAUAUUGUUAGUGUUUAGCCUGUCAACAAGUGUAAUGGAAAAAAUGACUUCCCUGAGAGUUGGACAACUUGGCAUUCAAUCCAUAUUCUUUGUCUUACUGCUUGUAAAGCUUGGGAGAACAGUAUAAUACAUUUCCUAGGACUUAGUGUCCUCAUCAGAAACCAGAGAUCCUUGGCCUACGAUAUUUCUGCAAGUCUUUGGUUGCUGGAAACUCUAUACUUCAUAUUUAUGUUUCAUCCUUGUAGUGAUUUUCUUACUCUACCCAUUUCGUGGACUGGUAUGUUCUAGACAUUGAGCACUGUCUGAUAGAAUUUUCUACAGUGGUGGAAAUGUUGUAUGUCUGCAUGUCCAAUGUGGUAGUUAUUGGCCACACUGGCCUUUGGGCAGCUCAGAGGUGGCCAGUAUGAUUGAGAAUGUUCAAUUUUACUUUCUUGUAAUUAAUAUAAACUUACCUAGCUAUAUGUGGUAGCUAGUGUCUACCCUAUUGGACAGCUCAGCUCUAGAUUAAUGGCUCAGCAGAGCUACGUGGAUUUGAGACAAGUGACAGCAGAAGAGAAGUUAAAUCUUGACAUCCUGUGCCCUUUGUGAGUGAUGAUUAAGUGUAGUUUUCAUUCACAGUUUGCAGUUACGAUAAAAAGCACUGCUCAUUCCAACAAAUAGAGAAAGACCAUGGUCUCCUUAUGUAUCCCCCUACCAAAAAAAAACCCAAAAACAACCAGAAUUGUCAAGUGUUGGAGGUUGAUUCUUUAAUUUUUGUGGCUCCUCAUGUCUCUGCCCUGCCAGGUGGUGUGGAACAAUGGAAAGAAUGCUUAGUUAGGAGUCAGAAGUUUUGGGUUCUAGGGCUGCUUCUGCCAGUAACUGCUUAGAUGUCUGACCUUUGGCUAAGACAUUUUUCCUUCUUGGGUAUGAGUUUUCUCAUCUGGAAAAUGAGGGGGUGGGAUUAAAAUGAUCUCUCAAUCUAUUCCAGAGAAAAGUUUCUGUGAUUCUAACUUCCUUCCGUCGUUCUCAUGGCCAGGAUGGUGGCUGAGAAGCCUCCCUGGGUCGUCCCUGUCAGUAUAGCAGAUUUCAAGAAACUGGGAGCUACCUUGGACCAUUCCAGCAUAUGAAUGGUGGGGUGUUGUAACACUCCUCAGAUUCCCAUCGGAUCUGGAAGGACCCUGAGAAGAGUCCAUUUUUGCUUCCAUUUUGUGGAGUGUUCUCAUUCAAGAUAAAUCAAGAAGAAAAUUAAUAGCAGGUAGCAUUAGGAAGUGCAUCCUUAAUUUAAAAUUUAGUUACGUGUGGUUGUAUUACUUCGUGAGUUGAAAAUGCUUCAGAGAGGGUGUUGGCCAAAGUGAAGAAUAUCGAGUGAAGGACAAAGAGACAGGUUGUUAUCCCAAGUGAGCUUGAGAAGGUAGUUCAUCGUGUAAAAUAACAACCGCUGCUUUUUGGUAAGCCUGAAAAGGGAAAUUCAGAGAGAAUACGACUUUUCUUUGGUACCAGGGAACUUAGAGUUAAAGAAGGAUGUUUGGAGUGACUUCAUCUGGGGAAGGUUGGAUUUUGAAGGAGGAGAUGAAUCACAAAUGAAGAGAAAGAGGAAGGGAAGAACAUUGGCCAGAUUUGCAAGAGCAGGUAGGAGGAUCUGAAGUGUUCCAAAGGACAGUGUGGUAGGAUGUGUCAAACCAGUACAGAGGGAGAGAGGCAUCAGCUGGGGCUGAAUAGAAAUAAGAUGUUUAUUUGGUGAUUUAAUUUUGAUGUUUGGUAAUGACAUGUGCUAAUUGUGCUGUUAUCGCGUGAGAAGGUGGCAGCAUUAAAACGCGUACUGGUGUGGUCCUGCUCCUGAACUCCCAUUGUAAAUAACCGUUCCUGUGCCCUUUCUCCACAGGAUCAUUCAGACACGGUUGCAUCUUGUAGCUUUAUUUUUAUUUUUUAACUGGCUAUCUUUAUGUAUGGGAACAGUCAUCUCCAGAGAUACAUUUUCAUUUCAGAAAACUUCUAAAGGUGUUAAUUGCAUUUUUCAAAACUCUUAUGUAAUUAUUUAAAAUUAUUCUACCGGCACCAUAAAUCAGAACUUUUCCCAUUAUAUCGCCAAGGAACAUUUAUGACCUGUUUAGACAGUUUUGAUUUAUAGGUUUAGGAAACAAGAAUGUAGAAACCAUUGCCAGGUUUUAAUUUGGAAAUUUCUUCAGCCACGUCUGUUUCUACGGAAAGGAGAAGAGGAAAGCUGGUAGGGGAGGUGCUGGGGGAAGCGUAGCCCCCACUAGUAAGAUAAGAGGUAUAAAAACCCCACUUGGGGUCCUGCUUCGAAACGGGUGAUCAGUGUGUCUUUCACAUGUUGUGUAGUUUUUGCCGGCAUUAUUUUUUUUAUAUUGAUUUAUUUAUUUUGAAAGAGAGAGAGGGUGCACACCUGCGUGAGUGGGGCAGGGGCAGAAAGAGAAAGAGAGAGAGAUUGCCAAGCAGACACCCGUCUGUCAGCACAGAAGCACAAAACCCGACACGGGGCUUGAUCUCAUGAACCGUGCGAUCAUAUCCCGAGCCAAAAUCACGAGUCGGACCCCUAACAGACUGAGCCACUCAGGUGCCCCUGUUGCCAUUAUUUUCAAAAGCUGGUUUCAUGUGAUGGAACCUAAUUCUCAAUGAGUUAGUUAUUUAAGGUUCUAGACCUCCGUUGCCUCAUCUAUAAAAGAGAGGCUAAUAAUAGGAUCUCUUCACUGGAUUGUGGUAAAGAUGAAGUAAGUUCACUCAUCUAUGCAUCAGCAACAUUUGUUUAUGAGGUGCCUCCUGAGAUCCAGGCGCCGUGUCAGGUGCCACCUGAGGGUGGCGGGAGGAACCUGGCCUCUCCAAGAGCGUUCAGUUUGGAACAGAUGGUAGAUAUGAAUAACACCUAGCAUGGAACAGGUGUCGGUAACUGUCAGAUGAGGACAAUAGCGUCGUACCGUAGAGUUGCGAACCACUGGAAUGCACACUUUUAGCAAACUGAUUUCAGUACAUCUCAGAUCAUGUGAUUCGAGGCAUUCCAGGGGGACAGAAAUGGUGUGUGUCCAGGAAGGGUGAGGAAGAGUUAAUAUUUGAAGGUGAAGAAUCACGAUUAAAAAACAAAACAAAAAAAAAGGUCUCAGCUGGCUGAAAUUCUGGAUCAAAAUCAAAAAGAUCUUUCAUGGUGGGGGGGGGGGGGGCGCCUGGGUGGCUCAGUCGGUUAAGCGGCCGACUUCGGCUCAGGUCAUGAUCUCGCGGUCUGUGAGUUGGAGCCCCGUGUCGGGCUCUGGGCUGACAGCUCAGAGCCUGGAGCCUGUUUCGGAUUCUGUGUCUCCCUCUCUCUGACCCUCCCCUGUUCAUGCUUUGUCUCUCUCUGUCUCAAAAAUAAAUAAAACAUUAAAAAAAAAAAAAGAUCUUUAAUGGGAAUGAAUGCAAAGCCGAGACCACUGUGUGUGUAGUAAGAGCUCCAAUUUAACAGUAGUUCAGGACCGUUAGUUAGGGGAUGAUUGUAAAAUCGGUAGGAGCCAGUCGUGACCCGGUGGGGGCCCGGACACCAAGAAGUCUAAGUUGCAUUAAUACUGUAAUGAGGAAUCGAGUCUCUGUCCUCCUCUGGACUAGCCCGAUGGCACCUGACCCUCGGUGCUCGUUUCUGGAAGCUGCAUGUGAAGGGGGUUGCGGCAGACCAGAGCAGAUGUCAUCGAGUGUCAAAUGCUGGCGAUGCGUUUGGAACAAAACUGGAACUUCUGUAGCUUCAGAGGGAAGGGGCAGAACCAAGACUCUGAGACUGGCAGGAACGAGCAGAGGGACUGUGGGCAGGGCCGAAUGCCACCAGCUGUUGGGAUUAACUUGGCCCACAAGUGUGCAAUUCCCACAGUCCAGGUGACAGAAGAGAAACAGAGGUGAUGCCCAGCCCUACGUCUUCUGCUUGCGAAGAAAAGGUUUCAAGUUGCCUCUGUUUCUGACCGGCCAGUGACUCGUCCGAAGUGCAGGCUGUGGCCUCUCUGUAGGUUUCCCCUGACCUUUGUCUUUCUUCGUGGGGUUGGGCAAGAGGCAUCAGAGGCAGAGCAAAAUGGAGUGGGGAAACUGUGAGCAGUGAAAAUCGAAUUCUGGGGUGUUCCAGUGUUGACAGCAAUUCCGGGAAUUGCUUUUCCCACCCUUCCAGUUUUCAUUCCGGAUUCUUUUCAUGUGACCAAAUUAACAAGACAAAUGGAAGAUAGAGGACUUGUUUUUUUUAAUUUUUCAAUUUUGAGAGAGAAGAGAGAGAGUAGACGAGAGGCAGGGGGGACGAAAAAGAGAGAGAGAGAAAAAGAGAGAAUCUUAAUCCGGCUCCAUGCUCAGUGUGCAGCCCGUUGUGGGGCUUGAUCCCACGAUCCUGGGAUUAUGACCUGAGCUGAAACCAAGAUUCAAACACUCAACCGACCGAGCCACCCAGGCGUCCCGGAAGAUAGAUGAUUUUUUAAAAAUCUCGAUAUCUCUGUGUUGUCCUUAGUGACUGAAAUCUGAAGUGACUUGUGUAAUCCUUGUAUCAUACUUUGCAUUCAGUUUAUGUUUUAAAAAACUUUCAAAGAAUCUGAUUGAUCAUUGAUUGCUGUAUAUGGAGUGCAUUUUUGGAUGUGAGGUCAGUCAGUCAUAAAAUUGUGAUCAGUAAGAUCUUAGCCCCUCACUUGGCAAUAGAAAUGCUUCCUUGUGUUGACUGUGCAUGUUACAUACAGAGGUGUGUUAAAGGAAAAACGGAGACGUAUUGCAAUUUUUAAGAGUUUAUUUGAACUAAAAUCAAUUUGAAUUGGGCAGCACCCCAGAUACGUAGCAAGUAGAAAGGAGCUCCGAGGACCACUCCAAAAGGAAAGAUUUUUACAGGCUGAGGGAAGUGGGAAUAAAGAAAUUUGGUUAUUGGUUAUUGCAGGGUCCUUCCUGUAGGGGAUGGCAGGAGUCUGUUAGGCAGAUGACCUAACUAGUGCUAAUCAGGAGACUCGUGGAUUGACUGGUUUAAGACUCCAUUUCUCGGAGAGCUGAAAUUGUAAGUAAGUUACAUCUAUGUCAGUUUGGUGCCAUAGGGCUUAGUAAAAGUGAUCCCUUUUGGGCCCUGCCUUUUUUUUUUUUUUUAAACAGUUACUCCUUUUAAUCAGAUUCUCAGCCUGAGUGAUGCGAUCAAAAUUUAAGGCAUUGGUGAUACUCCCAGCUACUGCUCUGGACUUCUUGCAGUUUUUUAUUUUUGUAUGUUUCUUUUUUCCUCUUUUUUUUUUUCUUCUCCCUCCACACCCCAGAAUCUCAGUGUGGCAUUCAUAGGUCAUGAUGUCUUUUUGCUGAAUCUCUUUGUAGUAUUCACAGAUCAUGGUGUUAGGUUCACAUUCUUUAAGUUGGCCAUUCUCUUCGCUCCUUGUCUGAUGUUCUAGUCUUAGGGAGAUCAUUUGCUUGGUAGUCAGUGGCUGUGAACAUGCACAUAAAGCUUUUGAGAGAAUACAGCAUACCAGGGAGACUACUGUGAUCAUUAUCAGCAGGAAAAUGUCUAGAAUGUACUUUGGAGCCCAUGGCCUCCAAGACCUAAGCCAGUCAGAAUCAAGUAAGUAAAAUAAAGACCCUGUUGAAGGAGUCACUUUGUUAAGCCAGCUAGCUUGUUCAGUGAUCUUAUGUAGCCGAGUCUCAACUAACCCACAAGUGUUAACCCCAAGUGAAGCAAGUGGUGUUAGCCACAGCGCAAAUAUCUCCUGGCUCGAAUGAAAGAUAAUCAAUGGCUCUCCUAUUAUCAAGAACAACUUUGCCAGAGAUUUUUGUUGGGUAGGUAUUGUGUUAGCAGUAGGUUCAGGGAUGGUUGUCAGAGAUAAGGAGCAUGUGUUAACAGAAAGACAAAAAAAAAAAAAAAAAAAAAAAACCAAGUAGCAAAGAGGCAAAAGGAAAAAGGCUUUCAUAUCGGAGGUAAAGAUCUCGAUCUAUGACCAUGAAAGAGCUGUCCACUUCAAGAUGCCAUCUGCUUCUGAGAAGGAACUUUCUGAGUCAGUAAGUUUAGAUCUCCAGCUGGUGUGCCAUUCUAGGAGUCUGGAAGAACGCUUUUAAUUGGGAGGUGAGGACCCACGUUUCCACCCCCUGAAGUUUGACUGCUAUCUGGGUAGUAGGACGGACCUGAUACCGUCCCUUGCAGGAAGACUCAAGUGCAGUCUUUGUUCUUCAUGAUUCCCAAUCAUGAAGGUGGGAGAAGAUGAGAAAUACUAGUUUGGAGGAUUGUAGCCAGAUAUUUGAAGAAACUAGAAGAAUCCCAUAUCUAGUCCAGGUUGAUAGGUAUAUAUGGCAAAAAUUCAAAGACCAGGAACAAGGCUAGAAUCUAAUAUCCACAAGGUUGUGUUGUGAUUUUUCUACUGAAACAUAAUUUUUUUUCUCUGCAGUCACCCUCAUUUCUAUCAAAGAUUAUCACAGUAAAACUAAUUUGUUUAACAAAUAAGUCUAGUCUGGGGGCGCCUGGGUGGCUCAGUUGGUUAAGCGUCUGACUUUGGGUCAGGUCAUGAUCUCACGGUUUGUGGGUUCCAGCCCUGCUUCGGGCUUUGUGCUGACAGCUCAGAGCCUAGAGUCUGCUUUGGAUUUGUGUCUCCCUCUCUUUCUGCCCCUCCCCCACUCAACCUCUGUCUCUCUCUCCCUCUCUCAAACGUAAGUAAAUAUAUUUUUUUUAAUUUAAAAAAGUCUAGUCUCAUUAAACUUGGCCUGAUUAAAGCAGAAUAGCAAGAAUAGUGAUUGACCAUGUAGCCUCUCUUAAAAUCUGCUUUUCAUAAGGAAUUUUUUGUAAGGAAUCUUAGACUGGAUUUUAUAAGCCUCUCAAAGAUAAGAAGCCAACCCAAGUGCUCAACAUCAGACUUUUCCUGAAAUACCUAUAGAUGUGGGCAAAUUCCUGUCUUCCUGAGGUGUUCAAGCUGUCCUACAGUUCUUGAGCCUGCUCUGAAGUUAUGCUCUUCCUUACAAACCUGUUUAAAUUGCCAGGAGCCUUGUAAGUAAAGUACCAGGCCAGUCUUCCCAGGGACUUUAUUAGCUAUAUAAAGUCAACCUUAUUAGUUCCUUAAAACUGUCUCAUCAUAUUUGAUUCUAUCAACAUUCUCAAAUCUAACAUUCCAGUCAAAACCUUGGUAAUAUAAGCAUUGUUUCUAGUUGUGUCCAAGGAGCACAUGCUUUUAUUGAACUUAGGGAGGUAACUCUAUUGCCAUGAAAAUAAGAAUACUCAGUAAGUUUCCACAUUAUGGAGGGACCAAGUAGGGGGAAAAAGUAAAUAUUUAAAUUCUGUUUACAAAGGUAUACUUUACAAAAUCAUUGUAAGUCACAGAUGGCUUAAGAGAAAAGAGAAAAAGAUUUCCCUAAAUCUGGGGGCAACACCCUUCAGGAAGUAGCAAUGUUUUAAAGAAAAAGUCGUGUGUGUGUGUGUGUGUGUGUGUGUGUGUGUGUGUGUGUCUGUAUAGAGAGAGAUAGAUCAAAUCAUCCCUACCACUUUAUUCAAUCCUGUAUUAUUAAUUCUUGUUCUGUUUGCAUCCAGUUUUUCAUUAGUUCUGGAAAUUCUUACCCAGUUUAGUCUUACGGUCUUCAAGUUAUCAGAAACCUAUAUUCUAGAAUACUUUUCACUGUCUUUUCUAUGAAUCUUUCUGAAGAUGAAGCAUUUUUGCAAAAGCAUUAGAGUAAAAUAAUAACUGUCUGUAAAUGACCAAAAGACUUAAAAAUUCCCCUGGUUAAAGAUCUGCUGAGAAUUCAUUAUAAUAGAAGUGACAAAGAAAUUUGCUUAGUUCUGUGACACACAACAUUUUAAGGUAACUGAAAUUACAACUGAUAACAUUAUAUAGGACAUAUCAGAUUUCUAGGAGUUUCACACAAUUUCUAGAACACUUACAUUAAUAACAUGCAUCCACAUAAAUACAAGCUAAGAAUGUUUAACGUCACUUCUUAUUUGACAAAUGCUUCCCAUGCAAUUUGAUAUAUUAAAUCUAAUUAGUUUAAUGUCUCACUUUUUAUAUGGAAAGAGAACAAAUCUUUUGAGAUGUUCCAGGGACCUGCUAUAAAAUACCAAAGUUAGCUUGAGGUCAGAAGACUUCGUUUAGAAUUUGAUACUGGGAAUUCUGUCCAAACAUCAAAAAGUUUGAACUUUUGACUAAAUAGGAUCACAGAUCAUUAUAAAAUAAUACUUAAUUAUCUAUUUAAAAAACGUAACAGUAGAAAGGUUAACAUAAAUACAGAAGGUCAUACACUUGUGAGAAAAAGUGAGCUUUCUUAAUAUUGAGAAGAGUGGGUUUGCCUAAGCAAUCAGAGACCUGAUAAAGCCAAUAUAAAGCACAGUAAAUUGUUUUGUAAGAAGCAAAAUCUUUACUUUCCAGGUAGAUAAAUUAAAAGGUAGAGAAAACCCUUUUUCAGUCUCUUACUGAAAGCACACCAAGAAAACUGUGCUUUUAGCAGAUAAAAGAAAAUUAAAUUUUGGUUUUUCAUAGGUACACUGUUGGUGUCAUAGUGUUUUUUUAAAACCUUUAUUAUUUCUGAUUUUAAUUACAUAUAUUAACUAGAAUUCUUUUUUAAUAAAUUUUAUUUAUUUAUUUUGAGGGAGAGAGCAUGAGCAAGUGGGGGAGGGCAAAGAGAGAGAGAGGAGAGAGAAAGAGGAGAGAGAGAGAGAGAGAGAGAGAGAGAGAGAGGCCCAUGCAAGUUCCACACUGGCAGCCAGAGCCUGACACAGAGCUACAACUUAUGAACCACGAGACCAUGACCUAAGCCAAAACCAAGAGUCAGACACUUAAUUAACUGAGCCACCCAGGCACCCCUUCAUUAGAAUUCUUAACAUGUCACGUUCUUAAUUCCCAGCAAAAACUAACUCAGAGUUGCGGAUUGACAAAUGUAUAAAUAUUUCAUAAUUUUGAGAAGUAUAUUCUUCCUAAUACUAAACUUUCUAGUGCGGCAGCAGGUGUGUUUACAAAUAGACCCAGCUAUCUUCAGUUUCUUUGUAAAAGGAAGCAAAAGGAUGUAAACCGGUGUUCAGUGACUAAUGGUUCACUGUUUUACCUUAUUUGAAAACGAUAUAAGUAGUUAAUGAAUAUCCAUUAUUUAACUCAUCUCAGUUUAACUUUAAAGUUUCAAGUUACCAAGAAGAUUCUGGAAACUGUUUUUAAGUGUACAUACCAUAAAGCAUAAUUAUUGUUGAAAAGUUCCUUUUUAAGUUUAAUCUUACUUACGUGUAUAUUUAAUUCACUUGCUCUUAAUGAUUAUGUUAGAUUAAUCAUGAAAAUUUCAUGAGACAUUAAACAGCUAACCAUCAUCUUAAGUUCUCACUCUCGCUGACAAAUUCUCUGAGAUAACAUGAGCUUACUUGAGUUCUAGUGAACCUAGGUAGAAUACAAGUAUUAUAUUUAAUGCUUUCUGUUGUAAUUAAACCAACCAACAAAGUUACACCAGCUUUUUGUGUGUGUGUCUGAAGAUCAUCCUAGAUCACAUGAACUUGAAAAACAUUUAGGUUAGUUUGCGUAUUUCUGAGAGUAUGUUUGGUUUAUAUAAACACUUCUUUGUCUUUAAGCCAAUUAAAUAGAGCUCUUUACAUAUUAAUUUGGUGUUACGAUCUGGAGAUAGAAAAAAAUACCACACAUUUAUAACAUACAUACAUAGACAUACAAAAACAUAUAGACAGACACAGAGAUCUUAUAGCUUAUAUGUUAGCUUACUGGAGGCCUAAAUCAGUCUCUGAAUAUCAGCUUCCAGUUUGGCCAAAUUCUAACCAUACAGUUACUUCAACAAAACAAAAAAGCCCUCAGAUGCCUUGUGAGGUUUCAGCUGGGACAAACUGGAUUCCAGGCAAUACUGAAAAACCCCUGGGACACCAAUGGUGUCCCAGAGAGGAUGCAAAGAUAGUACCUUCUGCAUAUCCAGAGCCACUCCCGAAGAUAACCAAAAGAAAAAAAAAAAUUAGACAAUCCCCCCGAGAGCUGGCAACAAAUCAGUAGGACCCCCAACUGCAAAUGGGGUGUAGCCCACAUUUCUGUCCAGCCAAAUAUUGGGGGGGUCCCCCAAGCCAAUGGCUGCCAAGUCAAGUUCUUAGGACACAAAACAAGACAAACAAGAAGGCAGUAGCUGUCCCUGGGAGAGAAAGGAUCAUAACCAGUGGGUCCUUAAAAGCAAAUUCACAAGUCACAGUUCAGAGAUCUACUUCUUGCAUAUGUUUUUUGCCUGCCAGUAUGAAUUUUGAAAGGAAGGGAAAAUAUGAGAUUUUCCCUUCCUCUCUCAACCAGGCACCACAGAGAUGUGGGAUAGCGGACUGUGGUAAGAAUUGUCCCCCUUUGUUGGCUCCUGCUAGUUUUCCCAGGAUCCGGCGUGCAGGCUCUGGAGUGAGUAGGGUGUUUCGGUAGGUCUCAUCCAAGUCAUCAGAAACUGUAGAGUGGAAGUGAUUUCCCCUUUACUUUUUUUUUUUAACUUUUUUAAAAGUUUAUUUAUUUAUUUUGAGAGAGGGAGUGGGGAAGGGCGGGGAGAGAGGGGGAGAGAGAAUUCGACAACCGGGCUCUAACCCAUGAACCACAAGAUCAUGACCUGAGCCAAAAUCGGUAGUCAGAUGCUUAAUCAACUGAGCCCCCCAGAAGCCCUUCCCUCUAUUUUUUAUAGUGAGUAUUUGACUAAGAUGCCUUUUUCUCCAGGACACCUUCAUAAAUGGAUAAGUUUAAAAUUCUCCACUGUGGCCGCUGUAAUUCAGGAUUAUCUUUGGUAAGGUCAAUUUGCUUGUUCAGCAUUAACACAAAAUUUUAUUCACCCGAGGCCUCACACUGGCCCUAGUUCAGCUCAAGUCAUACCCAGUCUGACCCCAGACCCAGUUCUGUUUACAAGACCCAGGUCUGUUUAUAAGUUGGACUCAGUCCGGCCCCAGAACCAGUUCAGUUUCUAAGUCAGACCCAGUCUGGUUCUGAUUGUGGCAAAUUUCUGGACCUAGUCCAGAAAAAGAAAUGUUCAAAUAUAUUCUGAAAGUUCAUCAUGUAAAAAGUGCCGAGUGAGGAUCCGAGACGAGCUUACCCACCUCCUCCAGAGGCAGCAAGGAGGCAGCAAGGCAGUAGAACACAACAGGUGCCUAUGUCUGGUUGCUCCUUGCUCCUGGGGGGUCAUGGGUGGGGGUGGGGGAUAUAGCUCUUUGGAUCUCUCUUCUGAAAACACAACUGUUGAAAGGUAAACUGAGGCCUAUUAAAAAUUGUAAGAGUUUGACCAAAAAUCAAUUCGAAUUGGGUAGCAUCCAAUCUAACAGAUAAGAUAGAAAGGAGCUCUGAGGAGCUACGCAAAAUGACUUUCUAGGCAGAAGGGAACAGGAAUAAGGAACUUGGAGGAGGCACAAAGCAAGUUGGUUAUUACCAAGUUUCUUUCCUUUGGGGAUGGCAGGGGUCUAUCAGGCAGAUUACAUAACUAGUGCUGAUCAGGUGAUUCCUGAGGGACUGGCUGAAGAAUGCAUUUCUGAGAGAGCUGAAACUCUAGUUAAGUCUCAAUAUGAAGAUACAGAGCUUAGCAUAAGCAAUUCCAUUUUGGGUGUGUUGUCUUGUGUUGUUUAACAGAUGCUGUUUAACAUGUACCUAGUUACUCUUUCCUUAGCACUAUGCUGUGUCCCACAAGUAGUGAAAGAAGAAAGAGUUCAGAAUUUGUCUCUUGGAGCUUAUGGUUUAGAGAUAAUACAGUGCAUGAAACAUCAAUGAAAUGCAAAAGAAGGAAAUAAGGAAAGGACAAAAGAAUGAGAAAGAAAGAAAAAAGAAACCGUCAACUCAUUCAUUUGUCUAUUUGUUUAUAAAUUAAUAAAAUAUUUGUGAAGGGGUUUUUGUGCAUAGGGCACUUUCUUUUGACAUUUGAUGUGCUAAUUAAGCGUUGCAUAGAAUGCAGAAAUUACUGGGGUAGGCCGUAAAUGCUUCAGGAUGUCAGAAAAGUGGUACGACCCCAAAUUGAGUUCCCAUGGUGGUGACAUUGGCUGAGUUAGUGGAGUAGCCUGUUCCACUCUCUUACGUGUGUAUGUGUGUGUGUGCGUGUGUGUGUUUCUGUUGAGGAGGACAAUGUGCCUGACAGAGGAGUGGGUUUUGUUGAGACUUGACUCCUUUCUUCUCUAACAUUCAGUUUCACGGAAGUAGACAGGAGUUCAGUUGUCCUUCUUGCCCCCCUCUUAGCUGAGAAGGAACAAGUGAAUAGAAAUUAACAAGAGCUGCCUUGGCCCAGGCACAGCUAGGCUGCCUUCAGAAAAAGCGCACUCAGACUAGACCUCAUGGUCCAGUGAUUGGAGCCUUGCUGCAAAGGAGUGAUGACUGAAAGCCCAGUAGAAGUCUUGACUGGCUGGUUUUGUUAGAGUUCCGUUUCCUCUCCUCAGGGAUUGGCAUAAGUCCUUAAUGCUUUCUACAUUUGUCCCUGUAUGGAUGUGAAUUCUCUUCAUGCUUUUGUUGUACCUGAUUGUGUAAUUGCAUAAUAAGAUAUCCAUAUCUGACAUGAUAUUAUUUAAAUAUUUUCAUGACCAAAAUAUCUAAUGCUUGAGUCCAUUGUGCUAGUGGUUCCUGAGCCCUAGUUGUAUGGCAGACUCACCCUCUAGAGAACUGUAGAGGGACAUCACAGAUCCACUCAGUCAAAACCUUCAGGUCAGAGACCUCAGAAUCCAGGUUGAGAGUGUGCCAGGAUAGGAAUAAAGAACCUCAAACUGCAAACUUGAGGGAUGUGUGUGUGUUUGACCCAGCUGAGUGAGGUCAAGGGUAAGAGAGAUCAUGUUAAAUAUUGGACAUAAUAUAGAUGCGCAAGAGAGGCCAUGCCCAAAACAGGAUGAAUGGGAGAGAAAGAGUUGAGUUCAAUUUUUGAGAUAGGAGGAACAGUAAAAUUGUGGAAAAGAAGGGAAACACUGGUCUCAAAGGAAGGGAGAUCCAGCAUGAAUUAGAAGUGCCCCAGCCCUUGUAAGUGCUUCACAGUUCCUUGGUGUGAUGGCUCAUGUUAUCUCCCACGUGAAUGUUGGCACAUACUGUUCCCAGUAGCUGAAAUGGCCUUCUCCAUGCUGCCCACCUUACUACAUGGAACAGAGCAUUAUUCUUAAAUAUUCAGCCCACUCCUUGCCUUAAUUUAAAAGUAUCCUUACCCCUGAUGCCUAGGAAGGGGCCCUUUUUCUCUGCUCCCUGCCCACGAGUCUCUCUUUUUUCCAGUUCAGCAAAUGAUGAAAUGAUGGCUGGUAACUAUGUGUUGUGCUCUGGGAGCCUAGCAGACCUCCAUUCUCCACAUUGGGGUGUGUAGAUGUUGGAAACUUUGAAAAGAAUCUUAAAAUCAGAUUAUUGGGUCAUAAUAAUUGUGUGCAAGCUGAGUAAUCUCUGGAGCAUGGAAUGCAAAGGUUUUCCUUCCCAGAGGCAAUAGCAGCAAAACAUUAUAAAAUCAUAGGGUGAGGGUUCCAUGAAUUCGGUCCCAUGUUCUCAGUGCUUGAGGCGGACCCCUCCUUAGAUUAUUCCAGUGGGUCUUUAAGAACUCACUUAACAAACCACCAAACUCCAUCAUACUUCUGAGUGAUGAACCCGCUGUGGGAGGUGGCAAACCCCAUAACCUGGAGAUUGAAGUGGGACUGCCACCUUGCCUUCUGUGGAAGCUUCUUGGUCUAGGACCUGGUUACUCUGGAUUGAAAAAGCAGUACAACCAAAUGCCUUCUUCCAUGGUUAAGAUUAAUUGGACGCAAGAGUUCCCGCUUCGCUUGUGGAGUUAGAAUCUAUGCCAUCUACGUCACGGAAAAACAAGUCUAAGAUGGUAAAGAAACCUCUUGUCUCCGAGUGUUUCAUUACAGCACAGGGAGGAAUUUGAAGGACAAGUGGCAUAUACCUGUGGGAUAUACAACGAUACUAGUGAUGCUGGGAACCAGUUAAGUGCUUACACUAUGCCAGGCGCUCACCCAUUCUAUGCCAUUUAGUCUUUGUUACAACCCUCUGGUAAAAGAACUAGGAUUCGUUUUGUGUGUGUGUGCUUUGUUCUGUUUUGUUUCGUUUUGUUAUGGGUGAGGAAACCGAGGCAAAUGGAAACCAGUAAUUUACCAAAAGUACAGUCGGGAAAUGGUGUGGCCGGGGUCAGAACCCACGGCAGACCCUCUCCAGAGCUACCAUACUAAACCAUCUAGGUGCCUUUUGUAAUCAGAAACAAAAUAAGCCCCGUUACCAGGGUGUUUCAUCUCGACAUCUGAGACACCAGGAGAGCUCGCACAUCAUCCAGGCAUGGGCCACUGCCUGAUGCUGAGUGCUGUGUUCGAAGAAGAUGAGGGAAAAAGUCCGUGUGUCUCACGCCAGCAGCAGAAGCUCUUCAUUCAUGGGGCGCCUGGGUGGUUCAGUCAGUUAAGCGUCCGACUUCAGCUCAGGUCAUGAUCUCACACUCUGUGAGUUCGAGCCCCGCGUCGGGCUCUGUGCUGACAGCUCAGAGCCUGGAGCCUGCUUCAGAUUCUGUGUGUGUGUCUCUCUCUCUGCCCCUCCCCUGCUCAUGUUCUGUCUCUCUCUGUCUCAAAAAUAAAUAAAAAUAUUUAAAAAAAAAAAAAGUUCUUCAUUCAGGGAGAAGACACGCGGAGCGUGGCCUUACUCGUGUAAGAAGCCAAGGAGGCUAUCAGAAUUUUACCUUUAUUAUUUCGGGUUCCUUCGUGCUGACCAGUGACCCUCGGUCCGAUUUGUUUUCCGAGAGAGUAAAAGUGAAGCAGGCUCUUCAUUCUUACAGGCUCAGUUCAGCCCCCAGCCCCAUCCCCAGCUCAGCAGAUGGGGCAAAAGCCAGGCUUGGGAGCCAUUCAGCUGAGAGAUACUGGCUAAGUAAUUUCAACACUCAGAGCUUCAGUCUCUUUAUCUGUUAAGUGGGCACAGUAAUACUUCCUUCCUAGGCUUUCACAGGGUUUAUGACCUCCAGAGGAUCAGAAGUAGGUCUUUUGAGUUGUUUGCCAAACAUGUUUUCCCCUCUUUUUAUUCCCUGAUUUAAUAGACGUGGUAGUGUCCAAGAGUCCUGAAGUCUAAAUUCCAAUUUCCAUUUUUACACUAGGUUUAUAUGUGACCUUAAUUGUAAGCUAUAAAAUACCUAGAGCUCAGUCCUCGGCUAGUAUAAAAUGCGUACCAGUAUAUAAGAAGCAGUCAACAAUGAUAGUUGUUACUGUUAUUGUUACUGUUCAAGAAGCCAUGGAGAAUCUCUCCUACAGUUCUCUCUUUGUGUAGGUGAAGUGUGUAGGCUCAGACAGGUGAAAUGACAUGCCCACAGUCGCACUGUUAAUUAAUUAUAAAGUCAUUCAUAGAAUCCUAUGUCAGAUCCCAAUGCUCCUGCAUCAUCUCGGAGUUAAACAGACUGCUUGAGGGCAUUUAGGACUAGCAAACUCCUGCGUACUUCCUUAUGGGCUUGUUGGGUGAGUCCCAAUAGUUGGAACCUGUUGGAAACUUCAUGAGCCUUCAACGAAUGCGGAGUGGAGACAGACACUUACAUACUUUGAUGCAUGCUUCAGAUUCUGCUCCUGCGUGUUUACACAUACCCUCUCUUUCCAGCCUCUCUCUGCCACCCCGUGUCCCCAAGAAGUAGCCUCAUAACUUUUCCCCAGAGCAGAAGACAAACCUUUGGGUUUUUAUCAGGUCUCUCUGAAAGGUAGGGGUGUGUGUGUGUGUGUGUGUGUGUGUGUGUGUGUUUAAACUCUGUGACUGUUAGGGCACGAAAAUCCAUAGAGAGCCAUAGGGCCCCAGAAAAUGUUUUCCGUGUUGCAGUUUCUCUGCCACCCAGUGUGGAAGGCAAUUAUCUUUGGAGGGGGAUUCCACAGCCCUGCACGGGCUUCCCCGGCGUAAGAUUUAUUGUCGGCUGGAUUGGGUGUUCUUUAUAAGAGCAUUUACUCGGCAUCUAAAGCGCUGUCAAGAGUGCUACUUCCUGAAUGCUUUUGACGUUGCAACUGCUAAGCUUCAUUUUCCCGUCUUGGAGAUAUAUUUUUGAAAUGGUAUGCAGGGAUUUGUAAGGCCUCGUGCUUCCCAUUGACACUGACAGGAGCUGCACCGUUAAACCCCUGCACACUGCUGCGGAAAUUUACCCCCUCAUGCCCAGAGCCCUCCUGCAGGCGAGUCUGGCCCGCACGUGCAGCGGGUUCCCGGAGCGGGGAGAGGGCAUGGGAGCGAGUCCCGUUGUUUUGUGGAAGUCAUGCCAGCUAAUCAAUCUCAAAGUUAACUGUUUUCUUACUUAAACAAAGGAUAGGCAAAAGCUCUUCUGUGGCUUUUUUUUUUUCUUCCCCUCCUUUAUGUGGAUCUUAUGAAUGCCAGAGGAAAACUUGAGCUGCGAGUCAGCUAAAUAUACUGUAUCAUGAAACCUGAGGGACCACUGAAUUGGGAACAGUGGCCCUUUACUGCUAAGAAGGUGUUUUAUUGAAAAUGCGCCGACAUGCUCUCCCCGGAGAGUGAGCGAAAGGGAAGGCAAGAUGCCCGACAGUAACACAGGUUGUUCUCGUAGGCGAGCUAAAAUAUAGGGUUUGGCACUCCUGGGCUGUGCUCGGGCAGGCAAUAGAAUAGACGAAUGUGCAUUUUUACAUUAAAAGCGUCAUAUUUCACCAGCGGCGCCCCUCCCCCCGUUUGUUAAGCGUCUUAAUUUAUAUAUUCCAGUUAGCAGUUCAUUACCUGUCCCUUUCUCUCUCCUCCAGCUUUUAAAAGUUGUCUCUUGAAUAAAUUGAGGCAGUCAAAAUUUCCUAAUCCUGGCAGGCUUACCAGCAGAGGGCAGGCGUAAGGAAGGUUUUGAUACGAGGGUGUGUCAGCCUGGGGUCACAGGAGGGUGGCGACGCAAUGGGAGGGAGACCUGUGAGCUCUGCGCAGAGGACAAGAUGCAGCACGCCCCCUCUGCCUCGUUCCAGGUCUCCAGCAAAGCUGGCUUUACUAAAUAAAGGUGGCCAGUUGCCUUUUUCAGAUACUCAGCGACUUCCACAUAAUUGAACGUUAAGAGGAAUAUUCAGGUGUCAUCUCAUCCUCCCCAAGCCGUCUCUUCUUUCCCCUCCAGUGACCCAGUUCUGUUAGGCUGAAAACUGGGGGUUUGCACGGGGGUGUACCGUAAAUGCCGUUCCUCUUUGGAGAGGAAACAAGGACUCACACUUGAUGGUGGUAGUGAUUCUUUUUUUCCUGAGACCUGACGGACAAAGCUCUUGGGGAAAUGCUCUCCUGCCCCCAAACAUGUACUUUUUGAGAACUUUGCACACUUCCGUGUAAUCUGUUCUCACCUCAUGGCAGAAGCGGCCCCCUGAUAUCUUUUACGUUAUGUUAAAACAAGGGAUUAUAGUUUUAUCGUUAAAUGAGAGAGAAUAAUUUGUUACAGCCAGUCAGAUGCAGGGUUUAGGGCAGGAUGUUGCCAUUUUUCUUCUCAUUUUCUUCCACACAUGAUUUUGCUUACUGGUGAUGUUUUAUACAUGUCUUUACAUUUAAAGUGAGGAGGGAUUUUUUUGAGGAGGCGGGGGAGGGGAGGAGAUAAUUGUUUUCCAUAGCUUAUUUACCCAUUCUGUUUGUAAGUCACCUGAAAGUUGACAUGUCAUUGUGUAUCCAUAAAUUAACCAGGAACACUGGCAUCAUAAAAUGUUGCAUUAAAUGAAGAGGCUCAUGGCAAUUUGGAAGGUGUCCUAAAGAAGAAUUUAAGCUCCUAUGGAACAGUAAGAACUCACAGUCUUUCCCCCUUGGCCAACCAGGCACAGACGAAAAACAACAUUAUUAACUUCAUUGUCAACAUAGACACAAGAUCAGCAUAAACAAUAUCGAUAUGGAGCUAACUGCCUUAACCUCCUGUAGAUGGAUGAUGUGUUAAUUUAUGUUUUUAAAUAAAAGCGCUCAAAUCAAGAAGGAACCGUGGCUCCUCAGAGACAAAUGCCCGAAUCUCCCAAUUGGGCAUUGGUGUUGCAAUUUAGUACCUGUAAUUGGCAGUUGGUUGGCGGUCUCUGGAGACCUCAUAAGUACUCAAGGAAGGCCCCCACCCCCACCCCCCAGAGACUCACUUCCCUGGGAGGGUCAUCAAGCCUGUUACCACGGUGAGGGACCCCAUUUUGGAUUCCUGCUGAUUCACCGUCUUCCCUCUAGCAACAGAGUCAGUUGGUCAAAUUUCUUUAAGUUACUUCAUUUCAGAAUAUAUGGUUUGGGUGCUCCCCUAAAUUAAUUGGAAAAGGUAGAGCGAGCGUUAAUGCAAGUGUUGUUUGGACGAAGAUGGGCAAUUGAAUUACAGUCUUGGCCUCUCACGCAGUUGCUUUUUCAACCCAUCAAAUUGUUCAUCAGUUUUUAUUUCACUCACUUUGGCAGAUGAACUUUCCGGCAACAGAAAUUGCAGUAGUUACCUAUGAGAACACGGUACCAUAACUGACUUCAUCUGAGCAUGUCUCCCACUCUCAGUGUUGCUGGAAAUAUGUGAGCAGAGUCCAUUCACAUAUCCGUUCUCUGGUUAUUUGCAAGCAGUUUCUGGCAAAGCAGGAGCUCAGGAGGAGCUGAGGGCCACGUGGGCCAGGCACCAUGGCGGGUGUCUCCUUCCCUGCCACACCAUUCAUCAGUGAGUAGGAAUAAUGUCCUGACAACACGUUCCUUCUGACUCUUCACUUAAUACAUCUUCUCUCCAUCCUCAGCUCUGAAUGGGCAGUAAAACCUUUCACUUUCUUCUGCGUUCAAGGCUAAGGCUCGGCACAACCAAGUAUAAUACAUGAUUUUAGUCCCAGGUGUGUUAUUUGGUGGUUAGAGUUUGGUGUGGGAUCAUAGUAAUCUAUUCUUAAGUACACAGCCAGCUGCACAAUGGACUCAUUUAGCAACUGACAGGUUUCUUAAUAUGUGGUGUUUGAACAAGGGCUGUAUCUGUUGUGGGUGUUAGGAUGUGGGCAUCAAAAAUAUUUUUAAGUACAGUAUUUAGCAUUUCCUUCACUCUUCCUUAAACAUUAGCCUUUUCUUCCCCCAGAUAUUCAUUUUAUGUGAUCAUGGCCUCUGUUUUUCUCAAACUAUUCAGUCUCUGCUCCGCCUUGUGACCUGUGGUGCUAAGUAUGUUUGAUUCUUGGAGGAGGAAAACAAAACAGAACAAAACAGUGUUGCCUUUCUAAACCUCAGUUUCCUCCUCUGUAAAAUGGGGAUUGUGUUUCUGUUCAAGUUAGAACAACUAAAUGAGACCCCUUCGCUAAGUAACCCUUUCUAAAGCUCCCACACUCCAGAUGCUGCUUUUUGGAGGGGUGGCAGGAGUUUACUGUCGAGGCCUUUCCAAAAUGACCUGACACUCACAUUGGUGAAUAAGUGACAUUAACUGAGUCUUCUAAGUUUUAACCACAAGUUUUAACAUUAUAUAUUGUGCUCCAGCAGUGAAGGGUUUCAGUUCUCACUAAAAUCCCAGAAACGGUACAGGUUGACAGGACCACAUGGAAGGGGAUCCUGAAGAGUCCGGAAUUAAUCACAGUAACCUGGGCAUAUACAGCUUAUCCGCGUUUAUCACCGAUGCUACGUUUCCUUGCCUGGAAGUAGUGUGUGAGUCACCAUGUCAUGUUUGGAGAGAGGGCCGGAAGGGCUCCAGGUGGCCUCUGAGUUAGCUUGCUAAGUUACUUGCCUCUCCAUAGCGUCACCACCCCCCUGCCAUCCAAACCUUCAGUCCUUUAAAACCCAACUCCCCAAGGGGGCAUCCCAGACCUUUCCGGCUCCCACUGAUCUCCCCCGUCUCUGUGGUCCCAUGGUGCUUAAAGCCACUGCUGUGCAAUUUAGUGCUUGUGUAAGACCUCAUUGCAUCACUCUCUAAUUAUUUUGCGUAAGGCUGUCUCCACAGGCUGGGUCAUAAGCGUCUGUAAUGUUUGUUGUUUGCUUGUUUGUUUGUUUGUUGUUUUGAUGCUCCUGGAGACUUGGCUCAUAAACACUGACCUGCAAAGGAGUUACCCCAACUUGUAAAAGCAUGCAUGAGUUUUAUGGAUGCCUCGUGAGGAACUUGUUUUUGAAAAAAAUGAAUUGCCUAUUCAAAGUGCACUCCAUUUUGUUCACAGACAUCAAAUCUCAAAUUAAUUUUCAUACCUUAGAAAAAAAAAUCACGUGUAUUUUGAAAUGACCAUUUCCACUUUUCUCACUGUGCAUUGGUUGGAGAGAACUUCCUAUAUUUUUAUUUCCUGUCUUUGGGGCCCCCGGCAGCCCCUCCCGGAAGAGUGUCUUGUCUCUUUAAGAGUCAGAACUCUACUGAUUCAUGGUACCUUCUGGCAGAUUUAAGGCCCCUCUCCCCAAAAAAGAACGCCCUUGCUCCUUCAUUGAAUAUUCAUGAGAGGGUGGGGUCACAUUUUUGUGACCUGAAAAAUGCCAUUAAUAAAUUUGUUGCCUGACACAAAAACACUUCAGGGUGGAGAGCGACCUGCCAUGCACCCGUUUAACAUCUGAUCAUAAGCUGACAGUCAAAUGAAGCUUUUGUCUCUUUCGCAGCCAGAUUAAUGGGGGAAUUGUCUGCUCCCCCGCUGACCUUAUUGAAAUUCAGGCAUUUGCUUGAUUGGAAAUAUUAUCAAUAUGCUUCCUGGUUUGUUCUAGCCUGCAUUAAACGCCUCAGACAGAAAAAUAAUUUCAAGUAAAACUCCUGGAACUGCUGGGUUAGGAUCUGUGGUCUUUUUGGUUUUCUUUAAUUGAGGGAAAACAGGUAAUCAUUGAUGUCACUACUCCUUUUCCUCGAAUAUUUUGAGAAAAAUAAUCAAGCUGUGACGAGUUUUGUUGUUCGUGCUUUAAGCAUAGGCCAAGAAGUUUUUCUCUAAAUUUAAAGAUGGUGAAUAGCUGCCGAAAAUGAUUGAAUUAAACCUGGCACUUAGAUCCUGCCCGCCGAGCCAACAAAGUUUCGCAUAUUGGUGACUUUUUUUUUUUUUUGAACACUAUACUCAGCUUUAAAUAGCAUUAAAGAGCAGUGACUAUUUCUGAUAGAGGUCAUCUCCAAGUGCUUAUGGAGAGUAGCUUUUGUUGUUGCUGUUGUUGUAUAAAUAAGAAAGGAAUUUAAAGAAUUAUUUCUUAGCGAACUUGGGGCAGAUGCCUUCUUGAGCAGCUGUCGUUCUACAAGGGGAAGUAGCUGGGUUCAGCGACGAGGCACGUUUGGUUGUUAUUUAUUUCAAGCCCCGUGUCGGGUUAGUUUUCCUGUGCGCGCACAAGCACACUUUGGCGAGCCCGACUCUCGGAAAGAAAGGAGGUGGGGAGCGGUGUGGGGGGUGGGGUGGGGAGGCCGAGGCUUGCCUCCACCAUCCCCGUGAAGCGAAAGUUCUCUGCAAAGGCCGGUUUUCGAGGAAAGCGCUUCUCUGCUCUUCCCUGGAGCCCCGCAUCCCCUUCCGAUUCUAAACAGUUGCUCGGAGCAGUCGGGUGUGCGCCGGGCGCGCCGGUUCUCCCCUCCUCUGCCUCUCGGGUUUCUCCGAAAGGUUAGGACAACUCUUUGUCAGUUUCCAAGACGAAACAAACGCGCGACCCAACCCCAAAGCCCCAAACCCGCAGCCCCGGCCGGCGGGAGAGAUGCGCGCCGUGCCCGGCUCCCCAGACGUCAGCCAGAGGCAGGUCAAAGGGUUAACAGCAAUUAAGAGGAGUUGCUCUAGAGACAAAAGCAGGAUUUCGCCAGAGCGUGAUUUCACCUGCCGCGCGGAGGGGGCCGGGGCGCGCGGGCGCGGGGAGCGGGCCGCGGAGCCCAUUGUGUGGGGCGCGGCGCGGCGCGGCGCGGCGCGGGGUGUUUAGAGGCGGGUUGUGAUUGGUGGAGCAGGGCGGGGCGGGUGGGCGCGGCGCGGCGCGUCUUGUCAGCCCGCGAGCCGGAGCGCCCCUGCGCGCGUGCAGUCCGCCUGCACGCCGAGGCCGCCGGACCCCACGCCCGGCCUGCGCGGGCGCCCCGAGCCGGCUCCGCGCGCCUGGCGGCUACAUGGAGAGUGUCAGGUUCCCGUGUCAGUGGCUAUGAUGACACCUCAAGUUAUCACUCCCCAGCAAAUGCAGCAGAUCCUGCAGCAACAGGUGCUGAGCCCUCAGCAGCUCCAGGUCCUCCUCCAGCAGCAGCAGGCCCUCAUGCUCCAACAGCAGCAGCUUCAAGAGUUUUAUAAAAAACAACAGGAACAGUUGCAGCUUCAACUUUUACAACAACAACAUGCUGGAAAACAGCCUAAAGAGCAGCAGCAGGUGGCUACCCAGCAGUUGGCUUUUCAGCAGCAGCUUCUACAGAUGCAGCAGUUACAGCAGCAGCACCUCCUGUCUCUGCAGCGCCAAGGCCUUCUCACAAUUCAGCCCGGGCAGCCCGCCCUUCCCCUGCAGCCCCUCGCGCAAGGCAUGAUUCCAACUGAACUGCAGCAGCUCUGGAAAGAAGUGACAAGUGCUCAUAGUGCAGAAGAAACCGCAGGCAGCAAUCACAGCAGUUUGGAUCUGACCACGACAUGUGUCUCCUCCUCUGCACCUUCCAAGACCUCCUUAAUAAUGAACCCACAUGCCUCUACCAAUGGACAGCUCUCAGUCCACACCCCCAAAAGGGAAAGUUUGUCCCACGAGGAGCACCCCCAUAGCCAUCCUCUCUACGGACAUGGUGUAUGCAAGUGGCCAGGCUGUGAAGCAGUGUGCGAAGAUUUCCAAUCAUUUCUGAAACAUCUCAACAGUGAGCAUGCGCUGGACGAUAGAAGUACAGCUCAAUGUAGAGUACAAAUGCAGGUUGUACAGCAAUUAGAGCUACAGCUUGCAAAAGACAAAGAGCGCUUGCAAGCCAUGAUGACCCAUCUGCACGUGAAGUCAACAGAACCCAAAGCCGCCCCUCAGCCCCUGAAUCUGGUGUCAAGCGUCACACUCUCCAAGUCUGCAUCAGAGGCUUCUCCACAGAGCUUACCUCAUACUCCAACGACCCCAACCGCCCCCAUCACUCCUGUCACCCAAGGCCCCUCCGUCAUCACCACCACCAGCAUGCAUACGGUGGGACCCAUCCGCAGGCGGUACUCAGACAAAUACAACGUGCCCAUUUCUUCAGCAGAUAUCGCGCAGAACCAAGAGUUUUAUAAGAACGCAGAAGUUAGACCACCAUUUACAUACGCAUCUUUAAUUAGGCAGGCCAUUCUCGAAUCUCCAGAAAAGCAGCUAACACUAAAUGAAAUCUAUAACUGGUUCACACGAAUGUUUGCUUAUUUUCGACGCAAUGCUGCCACGUGGAAGAAUGCAGUGCGUCAUAAUCUUAGUCUUCACAAGUGUUUUGUGCGAGUAGAAAACGUUAAAGGGGCAGUAUGGACAGUGGAUGAAGUAGAAUUCCAAAAACGAAGGCCACAAAAGAUCAGUGGUAACCCUUCCCUUAUUAAAAACAUGCAAAGCAGCCACGCCUACUGCACACCUCUCAAUGCAGCUUUACAGGCUUCGAUGGCUGAGAAUAGUAUACCUCUAUACACUACCGCUUCCAUGGGAAAUCCCACUCUGGGCAACUUAGCCAGCGCCAUACGGGAAGAGCUGAACGGGGCAAUGGAGCAUACCAACAGCAACGAGAGUGACAGCAGUCCGGGCAGAUCCCCUAUGCAAGCUGUGCAUCCUGUGCACGUCAAAGAAGAGCCCCUCGAUCCAGAGGAAGCUGAAGGGCCUCUAUCCUUAGUGACAACAGCCAACCACAGUCCAGAUUUUGACCACGACCGAGAUUACGAAGACGAACCCGUAAAUGAGGACAUGGAGUGAGCGUCUCUGGGCAGGCCAACCCCAAGAACGAAGAUUGGGGGGGAAAAACACGUCAAAAGUCAGCAGUGAAAUUGUUCUCCAUUUGUUGUACAGUCUGGAGGAUUUUCACUCCAUUCGGACAACUCUGAAACGUGUUAACUCUGAGUGCCAUCAAGAAUCCCAUUUGGGAGUAUUUUUGAUUUUUCUACUUUUUGUUGAAAAAAGGAAUUUGUACUCUGUGCAUUGGAUGGACUUGUUUGGUACUUGGGAUUUUCCUCUCCUAACAGUCAACAUCAGUGUUGUAAAUUUGCUAAACUGAUUCACUUUUAGCAGCAGACUUUGAACUGCCGUCCUGCCGACGUGGGACACCGAGGACACCCAACUGAGCAUGUGCGUCUAAGCUGCAGACCAAGCCUCUGCCCAGAAUUCAAGGAUUCCAAUGGACGACCUAUUUGCACAGUACUGCAUGUUGAUUAUCACUGCCUUUACUCCUUUUUUUUUUUUUUUUCGUUUUUGUUUUGCUUCCAGUUGGGAUGGGGAAGGCCUUUGUGUGUGUAUUGGGGGGAGGGGGUUAAAAAAGUAAUUAUCCCAAACUUUUUAAUGUAUUGCUUUUUUUUUUUUUUUUUUUUUUUUUGCUUCUACUAUACCAUUUUAAGUUCUGACCUCAGGCCUCCAUUUGGGCCCACGGCCUCCUGGAGGCUUAAAGUUUUCUGUACCUUGUGAUGAAUGUUAAUAGGUGUUUUUAUUAUACAAAGCUGAAUGUCAUUUCUCGUUUGUAGUUUUCUGUCACUCAUUCCAUUUUCCUUCAGACAUCACCACGUUUUCUCUAAAGUCAGAAAACAUUCCGUUUUGGUCUUUUUCAAAAAGGUCCCAAAUGCUGCACUCUCUACACAUGAAGGUCCUCUCACACAGAUCUGAAGUCCUGCCAGAAAGAGAAUGAAUGACAGAAAAAAAAAAAAAGAGAGAGAGAGAGAGACACCCUAGGAACAAUGCAGAUUCAUUCCACGAAGCAGUAUUGGAGGUGGGAAGGGGGUGGUUUCAGUUUCUUUUUUGUUUUGUUUUUUGCAGCUACCAUCAUUGUCAGUAAAUGCCACAGCAUUCUGCGAGCACAAGGACACAUAGGCAGCACUACCCCCCCCCCCGCCCCCCAGAUUCUCUUGCUAGACGGACAGUGUGGCUGUGGAAGGCUCUCCCGCGGGUAACCAAGUUGCCAUGGGCCACAAGCUCUCUGAUGUUAAAACCAGCCUGGGUUGCUUUGUUUGCAAAAUGGCCAAAAAGCUGGCUUCCCUGAGCAACUCUGCUGAAAAGUGGUUGGCGGCGCUGAAUUCAAACAUCAGUCCAGACCUGCUUGGUGGCAUUAAUCUGUUUGAAUGCAAAUUAGAUUUCAGAUUGAAUUUGUGAUGGAAGUUAAUGAGGACUGAGUUCAGCAAAUGCUAAAGUGUUAAUUUCAAACGUGCAAAUUCGGUACUGCAGUUGAGUUUGUUAUGCAAUAUUAUCCCACCAAGCCAGUAUCCAAAACUAACAGAAGACCUCAAGGAGACGGGGGUGCAUGGCGCCCCUGAGGGUUUGGAGAAAGAAACAUGGCAUAUGCCGAACGUGAUGGCCAUUGGUCAGUACAACCUCAGUCCUUAGGAACCCCUCAAUGCUUCCACUCUGCACCCACUUUCCUGUCACUCAUUUAUUUAUCUAGGACCGUAGCUUUUGUUUUAGUUUGAGAGCCUUUUGGAGCUUAAUUUAUAUUCUUUGUACCUUUUUUUCUAAAAUUACCAAAGAUAUUACACAAAGGUAAAUUAUGUUCUCUGUUUUAUGCUUUAUCUGAUGAAGCCAAAUAUCCUCUUAUUGUUGAUCAAAGGAGGCGAAAGAAUUUUAGAGGCAAUUGAUGAGUUAUAGGCUAUUGCUAACCUGAGAAAGAGAACUGCUCCUUCUUCAUAGAAUAAAUUUAGAAGACCAAGUAGGUAAUGGAACCAAAGUUGUUAUUUUUGUUAAUUUUUUUUUUUCUUGUUCUGUACCUCGACAGAGACCAAAAUUCCUAAAGAGAGGUUAUGGGGCUGCUGAAGGUGAAAAUGGGGCACAGUGUUACAGGAGCGAAAGAAGGAAGGGAGUCCCAUCUCAAAAACCUGAAUGGAUGCCACUGAAAAUUAGGGGUAACCAGUAAAGGAGACAGUUAAGAAAAAAUGUAAAGAAAACAAAAGCUUCUACAUUGGAACUAAAUCACAGGCACAUUUCUAGAAUACAUUUUUGUUUUUGUUGUUACAGAAAGAGGUAUGCCACUUUGGUUUUAAGGACCGUGCUAGGAUCACUGCAUGAAUUAUGCUUUGUCUUGGCAUAUAUCUUCCGGGUUUUUGUUGGUUUUUUUUUUUUUUUUUAAUGUUUUCCUUUUUCCUUCCUUUUUUUCUAAUUAGGCUUUGGUCAGCAUUUUCCAUUGAAAGGAAAAAAAAAAAAGUAACACUCCCGUCCACUCAUGAGCUUGGUACAAAAACUUCUUUGGCCAUUUCUUUUGAAGCUUCACUGUGCUUUCUGUAUAAAGGGCAGUCUGUGGUCACUCGAGACUUUUUUUUUUUUUUUUUUAACUUUUCCAGGCAGCUUCAUGAUGUGCAGGCAGUAGCCAGACAGGGUCAUGGGAAGGGGGCCCUGUGCUUCUAAACUGAGUGGUUGCUGGUUCGUUUGGUAUUCAAAAGAGGAUAAAAAUCUGGUAGAUUAGUUCAUUCUCAGCAUGUGUAGCUAGACAUGAGUAAAGAUAACAGCAUGAGAAACUGUUAGUACGCAUACCUCAGUUCAAACCUUUAGGGAAUGAUGAAAAUAAAAAAAAAAUACAUUUCACUCAGUUGCACUUAGUCGUAUGUCUUGCAUGCUUAGUCUAAAGACUGUAGCAAAAAAAAAAAAAAAAAGAAAAAUUAGAUUUUACAUAUCUUUGCAGGUCUCUCAACCCUGCAGAAGAACCAAUUGAAAAAAAAAUUCUCAGGCUUUACAGCAAGCAAACUUCACUAUGAUUUUUACAAUUCUGAUUCUGUAUCCCUUGGGGGGGGGGGUUAUUCCAGUCGCUUCUUUAGGAUGGGGUUUAUUAUGUUGUACAUAUAUUCCAAUGUGUCUUGUGUGAAUCUUUGUCUUUUUUGGGGGAGGGCAGAGGGCGGUUCUUUUUUUAGAUAUUGUUCCUAAAAAGGAAUAAAUGCAUACACCUGUUUGUCAAAACACCUUUGCUUUUUGUGCAACUGCUUUUAUAUUAACGAUACUAAAAAAAAAAAAAUAGCUUUGGGAAAAAACUACUGUAUGUAAUGGAAUUGCAGAAUUUGCUGCACAUGUAUUUUAUUUAGUUAUCCUUGCUUUAAGAAUAUUGGAUGACAUUUCCUGACAUGUGGGAGGGAGAAAUUCCCUAACCUUUUUUUUUUUUCCUUUUAAAUUGUAACAUAGUUGACAGAUUUUUUUUUCUGUUCUCAUUGAUCAGAGCAUUUUGUACAGAUUCGUGUGUGUGUGCGUGCGCGUGUGUGUUAAUCUGUUUUUUGAUACAUUCCUAUCCCUUGUGUUUAUCCCACCACUGCCUUCCUGGCUAUCUUAAACAAGUUCAUACAUUUGAAAAGAGAAAAAAAAAUGCUGUUUAAAAAAAUGUUUUCUCCUGCUGCAGUAAAUAUUUUGCAUGAUGAAAUUCCAGGGUCACACUUUCAAAGUUUAUCAGUGAAGUAGUGAUUAAUAAUGGGGAGUUGUCAAAGCUAUUGAACUUUUUUGUAUAAAAAAAAAAAAAAAAAAUUUUAAAGGGGCCAAAAUGUAAAGACAAUUUGUUACUUUUCCUUUUCCUUUUUUUUUUUUUUCUCCAAAGAAAAGCGUACAUUAGGGAGACAGUCCCUUGUAUCAGGCAAAUGCACUGUCAGGAAUGAGAAUCCAUCCUGCUUGUCCCUAGAGUCUGUCCUUGUGAGACAAGAGACGCUGCCCGCGUUGAAAACCAGCAGUGAAAUGAAAUACCAAGGCUUCUGUACACGAAGAGUGACCGCCAACCUUGCCACCCUCGGACAGCGCUAACAUUACAGCCAGCAUUCCGUCAGACCUAGGAAAGAAUACCUUGGAUUCUUCACCCAAAAUCUGAUUGAUGUAAAUCACUAGCUAUUUUAUUGUGGGGGAAAAAAAAAAAAGUUAAAAAAAUAUCUCCUCUCCUUUCCACAUUCCAGCUGAGCUCCGUUUCCAAGGGUACAAAGAAGAACAUGCUUGUAAGGAUUUUGAAUCUUUUGGGUACCUGUUGGUUAAUGGUAUAUAUACCCUCUUGAUAUUUUGGAUGUUUUUGAAUGUUGGUUUCGCUUUUUUAUCCUGAGAAUGAGACUUAAAAUUCUAAAGGCAUUUUAUGGGGCCGGUGUAGUUCCCACGAUCUCUGCUACCCAGAAGCCUUGAUGAAGAUGGUCUAGUCCGGACUAUGAGCACGGUGCUUCGUGGAUAUGUGCUGCCAGUAACAAGAAUUUUUUUUUUUUUCUGUUUUGUUUUGUUUUGAUAAGGCAUAAAAGAAACUCAUUCCUUGACAUCAACUGUAAUUCCAUCAUUCCGUGUCUGUGGAUACAGACAAUAAAAAAAAAAAAAAAAUGUUGUGUAGUCAGUACUCAUGACUGACAUUAUAGCAUUCUCAAAUGCAAUAAAAAUGCUGUUUGUUCACACUGGUAGUAAAAA
Molecule: messenger RNA, 53764 nt
Organism: Panthera uncia (snow leopard)
Lineage: Eukaryota; Metazoa; Chordata; Mammalia; Carnivora; Felidae
Gene: FOXP1
Product: forkhead box P1
Exons: 15
Coding region: 47408-49141 (577 amino acids)
Biological process (GO): regulation of transcription by RNA polymerase II
Cellular component (GO): nucleus
Molecular function (GO): DNA-binding transcription repressor activity, RNA polymerase II-specific; RNA polymerase II cis-regulatory region sequence-specific DNA binding
Source: RefSeq, a predicted model, not a curated record